Molecule: messenger RNA, 70223 nt
Organism: Xyrichtys novacula (pearly razorfish)
Lineage: Eukaryota; Metazoa; Chordata; Actinopteri; Labriformes; Labridae
Source: the annotation of a GenBank genome assembly
CCACGUGUGACGGAGCGCUGUCUCCCCGGCUCACCGACUGAAGCCCAGUACCGUCCACCGUCCUCCGCUUGAGAGUGCCCGCCAGUCACCGCCUGCAGCGGGGUCAGACAUGGAGGGAGACGGGAGCCCGUCCGCACCCGGGAGCCCGACUGAUCCGCACCAGGACCCGGGGUAAGUUACCAGCUUGUCGGUUAAAUUUCAAUGCAUGUGUCCCAUAAUAUCUGUUUUUAUUCUUCAGCGGUCUAUGUUUUUUAUUCAUACUGCUUUGCGGGUCAGCUACACCUUUGCUUGGAAAUAUCAACGACCCGACCUCCUUUGCUGCGUAGACGCCUGGAAACGAGCCGUUACUGCCUGAGGAAGUAACACACCAAACUCCAUUUAGAAAUCCCAAAGUUUUACGCCAUUAUGUCAUCUUGUGGAUGUACAAGGGCUGAUAGCACUCAGUAGUUCUUUCUGUUGUUAAAAAACUUCAUCCCGUGAAUUUGGCUCGCUACUAAUGCAGAUUAGCGGUAUUUCAACUAAACGAAUCACUAAAGACAUCUGGCAAUAGCACCAACAAUUAUCCAACUGAUUGUAUUUCGAUGAAGGAAAGUGACAAUUUCCCAACCGUGGCAGAUUAAAAGUUUAAGUACGCCUUUAUUAGGGCACUGUAGUUUAUUUUAUUCCUGCCGAAUUGAAGACAGUGUUCCUAUCGAUAAUUAAUGCAAAGAUUGGACUAUUCUACCAUGUCUGUAUGCUAAAAACCAGCAGAGCAUUACUUUGUAGAUUUUCAAAAGGGAUCUGGCACACAACUUUCACUCCGUACAGAGGGACGCGUAUCCGGGAUGCUGCUGCUUGCUCAGCUCCGGGAACUGAUCUGUCGUUUCUCCUGCAUUAUUUUUCUCCCUAGCCUUUAAAUUAUCAAAAAGAAAAGUUAAGUUAUUCAGACAACGUGGCAUUUGGACUGACUUAUCUUUUUUUUUCCUGAUAGGAAAAUGUUUAUUGGUGGCCUCAGCUGGCAAACUUCACCAGGUAAGUUUGUAUGUGUGUUUGCGGCCAGCAAGUCUUCCAUUUGACCCCUGCAUGUGUACCACACUUUCACUUCACUGUUAUUUUCCAUUUAAAAAUAGAUAAAUUGAUUUUGUGUUUUUUUUCUACAGACAGCCUUAGAGAUUAUUUCAGUAAAUUUGGUGAGAUCAGAGAAUGUAUGGUGAUGAGAGACCCAACCACUAAACGCUCCAGGUAAAUAUUCACGCCUCUAUACAAAAAUUAGCUUCAUGUCUUAUAAUAUGCUCAACAUGAUUAUGAUCUUAUCUAAGUAAUACAGUGAAAGACAAGACAGUGUACUAAAGAGAAGUCAGUAAAGAAAUAAAAUAUAUUGAUUAAUUAAUGCUGGGAAAGAAUCACAAAUGCCCUUUAUUAUGUGUUAUUUUGUCUUUUCAGGGGUUUUGGCUUCGUCUCAUUCUCGGACGUCACCAGCGUAGAUAAAGUGUUAGCUCAGACGCACCAUGAACUAGACUCUAAAAUGGUAUGUUCACCUUCUUAUUCAUAUCACAUGACACACUCUGUCAUGAGUGACUCUAUCUGUGUUAUUGCUGGGUGUAUCAUAUUCAUAUACUCCUCCAAAGCAUGCUGGGCGUUCUGUUAGACACCUACCUUCUGCUUUGCUGACCGACUUUGGAGUGUGUUAUGGUUUGAAGAACUAAAAGUCUAACUGGAUUUGACGGAGUAUGUGUUUUUGUGAUUAGGUUUUAUUCACCCAGAGCUGUAAUGCUUAAAUUUAUUUGUUCACAGUCCCUCAGACUGUUUUUUUUUUAAAUUGCAGAAAAUCUCCUCAGAUUGUUUUUAUUUAUUUAUGUUUGUGGAGUGAGUUGCUUUGUGGGUUAGGUGUUUGUGAGUUAAUCUUGUUGGAUUUUCCAUCAUGCCUUAUAACCAUGAUACGUUUGCCAAGUUUAGUGGAUAAAUGUAAGGAGGAUCUGAGCUUGCAGUGCAGGAGGAUAGAACUCAUGAUGGAAAUAACCCUAUCAGUCAUUAUUGAUAGAUGUAACAGGUUACAAUAUCCUAUAACAGAAAUUAGGCAUAAGAAGGAGAGUUUAAAUCACUCAAAAACAUGAAAAAUAGUGCAAAGUGGAACAAACAAGCAUGGGAAUGUUAGCUGAGCUCGCAGUCGCCUCAGUGGACUGUUACAAGAGGAUCAGAGAAAUGAUGAGACUUAGGCUGAGGCUGCUUUAUUCAGUGUUUUAUGGCCCGGCUGAUCAGCAAGUUGUGUGUAUGUCCUAAUGAAAUUGUAUCAGAAUUUAGUGGAGGAAUUCACUUAAUCUAUUUAGGGUUAUCUAAUUCUGCUCAUUUUCAAAAGUUAGAUUUUAUCAUACUAUCCAAACUUCUAAUGACGGCCAAAUAAAGUUAACCAAAGCUUGAAAUGGGACUACAUGUGACAUAGUUUGUUCAAAGAGGUGCCAAAAUCCACACAUUCUAUAAGAUCCUCACUGCAAGUUUACUAUAGAUUAAGCAUUUAUGUUUAAUAUCGAUGUUAUUUGACCAAAUAUUCAAGGGGGGAAAAGAGAAAUGAUGCAUUUAUUAUUGAAAUGAUCAAAAAUGUAUAAAAUGGGUUUUCUUUCUUUCUGAGUAUAAGAAUAAAUUAGCAGUUUAUGAAAAGACAGCAAUCUUCAAAAUUCUUUAUAGUUAAAAUCGUAAUAAUAGAAAGAUCUUGUUCCUUAGUGUGUAAUCUCUCUGUCUCUCUGUGUGUCUCUCUCUGUCCUGCAGAUUGAUCCGAAAGUUGCCUUUCCUAGAAGAGCUCAGCCCAAGGUAAGAACACUUCGAUGUGAGGCACAGGUGUGUUUUCACCUGGUUUCAAGCUGUGUUUGGCUGUUAGUUUGGUGUUUGCUGUUUUGUCUGUGUUGAAGAGAGUAGACUGUUGAAAAGUAAGAGAAAAAAUAGAGGGGAUGCAGAGUUUGAGCCAUAAAGAAAGAUGUAGGAGUGUCAAGUCAGAUGUGUGUUGUGUAGUGAAAGACUUGUUCGUUUUUUCUCUAAAACUGCUGUGAAAUGGACAGCUGGAUUGUUGGUAUUUAAAGCUACUCUUCAGUGAAACUGUCACUGUUCAUCUCUCUGUUCGCUGGUUGUCUCUUUACAGCUGGCCCUUCAGGCUGUGGGAUAACAUCAUGGUAUCUUUUAUGCUUUAGGUACUGAUUGUUGUCAUGCACUAACACCAGUGUGAUAAAUACAGACACGGAGAGAGUGAGGGAAGAUGAGUCCUCUCUUGUUUGUUCUGCUGUGGUGGGAAGGUGUGCUGACAGGUAGAUGAUCUGCAGAUAUACGCUCACACAGACAGAUGUCCUCUGGUAUGAUGUCUCUCCUGUAUUUACAUUGUUGUUGUGAUCUCUCUUUUGCUUAAUGUGUGUCUUUGCCAAGGCUUGUUAAGUUAUUUUGGUGCAUCCUAAAACACUGCAUCUGGUCAGAGGUACUGGCAUAACCAAUGGUAUCACAAUCUGUGAUAUAAAGAUGUCAAACUGCGGUUAAAGAGUCUGAGAUUGUAUUUCAGACAAACAUUUUCAUGGUUCUCUCUUUCUCCUCCAGAGUUAAGGCAGCAUGUUUUCUAAGAUUAUUAUUAUUUUUUUAACAACUCUGGCAUUUUAGACCAAACUUACGGAUAUAGAUAAAGGUUAUGGAUGUAAAAAUAGUGAUAAGUUACAAAUAUUUCCAAGUCACUGUCUGAAUACUCAUUUCACCAGAUUUCUCCCGAACUUUUAUACCAGUGAAUCAUGUAGAACCAGUUCUCUAACAGAUCAGGUGGUCCUCUCAGUCCUGUAGAGAUCUUACAGACAUGUCCUGCUCCACUGAUCCUAGACCUGCUGCAGCUGUGUGUGUGUGUGUGUGUGUGUGUGUGUGUGUGUGUGUGUGUGUGUGUGUGUGUGUGUGUGUGUGUGUGUGUGUGUGUGUGUGUGUGUGUGUGUGUGUGUGUGUGUGUGUCUGAGUGACAUUAAUGAGCAGAGCUGUUGAACAAAUGGGCUCAAACAAAGACAGUCCACCUCCUCUCAUGUGGAAACCUCCUCCUCUCUCUGCUCCAGAGGAAACAUCCUCCUCCUCCUCCUCCUCCUCCUCCUCCUCCUCACACAGAGAGCAGACAGGCUGUGUUAACCCUUCUGGUUGAGUGGUCACAGGGGGCUGCAGGUGUGGGUCACCUGACUGAAACUGCAGGAUUCUGCAGAGAAAGUUUCACACCACAGACUCUGACAGCAGGGAAGGAUUUAACCCUUUAUAACCACCUAACAAGAAACAGUGGAUUACAAAGCAGCAGUACAGUUUACGCAUUUAUACAGUUUUGCUUGAUGUGGGAAUAAAAUCUGUAAUUUUUAUAGUCGGAGCACUGUAGUUCACGAUAACACGUCAUGGUGGUUCCAGUUGCAGCAGUAUGAACUGUGUUUACAAAAUGUGACCACAGGCUGUAUAAAUAAUGGAAAUAGCCACUGUGAUGGGACUUACUGAUAUAUUUUUUAAAGAUUUGGGGCUUUUUGGCUUUUAUUUGGAGAGGACAGAAGGCGUAGUCGGAAAUAGGGUGUGUGUGAUAGAGUGAGCGAGAGUGACAUACUCUGGAAGUGAACCCGAACUGGACACUUUAAACAUAGCCCACGCAUAUGGGGCGUGCACAUGGAGCACUAAGCCAGUGACGCACCAACUCAGUGGUUUCAUCUGCCUCUCUGAAGCAUUGAAAGAGACCUCUUAUGCUGAGCCAUGUUUUAAAAAAUAUAUACAUACGAUUUGGUUACAUAUCACUUUUUUUCCUCUCUGCACAGUAUAUUUUUUCUUUAACAAUUGUUAUUGAGUUUUAACACAUUAUCAUACAUUGUUUUUGCAGCACACAUAACAGGCAAAAGUGUAUUCAAGCAGCUGCUGCUUUAAAUUAGUUACAGCAUUUAAAGUUUCUGCACAAAUCAUUUGAUAUAAAAAUACAGGAAUUUAUUCCAGAUAAUUUAAGAUCUGAUAAAUAAUAAAAAAAGACAUACUGUACGUCUUAACAGCACUCUAUCCAGCCCGUGGACAGCAGCUCUGGGACAACUUGAGUAGUGAGUGGAGCGACACAGCUCUAUAAAUUUCAGGAACAAAAGCCUCUAAUUUACAUACACUGAAUCAGUAAUUUCUGUAAAUUUUAAAUAUUGUGAUGGAAACUGUUUUCUUCUGCACAGGAUUUUUACAUCACUAUAAUGUAUGUGCGCUGCAGAUGUAGGCACCAAAAGUGUCCACUCUGGUCCUGUAAGUUUAGCAGUCUGUAUAUGCCCACUACAUAGAAAGCAAAGAGACAAACAGGAAAUCACUGUCUUUAAAUCCAUCAUGCUAAAUCGAGUGUUUUCCUGGAAUCUGUGACAGUAGUGAUGUUGUGACUCAGGCCCAGAUAUAGAUACAGACACUUCACAGAUACAGACACCUCCUGCACAUCAAUCAGUCCUCUGUUUGUUCAAGAGAAAGUGACUUCAGGUAGAUUUUUAUCUAACCCAGAUAACAAGGAAGUGGUGACAGCACAACGGGUUUUAUGUCAUAUGAUUGACAUUGCACAUCCUGUGACUAUUGGGUGUGUGUGUACUGCAAUUGUGGUGUUCAAAUGAUUGAUCAGCCCCAACAUAUAGUAUUACAUUGGUGAAUAUCAAUACUAAACCUUGGUAAAGUCUCGAAAUAGGAGAUGCAUAGAUGUUGGCUCAAUACCCGGAUGUGUUUUCUGGCUUUUGUCUACUGCUUGUUUUGAGUCUUGGCCUCAACCUGACGUGUGCUGUCCUAUUUGGACAGUGUUCCCAUCCAGUUGCUCUUUUAUAGACAUGCUUUGCUUAUUUGAUAUUUUGCGCUUCUCAUGUUUGUUAAUGAACUAUAAACACACUUAAUUAAUAAAAAGUCUAAAAAUCCCCUGCCUGAUCAUAUAAAAAACAGAACAUUUUGAAGCUUGUGGUGGAGCUGUUGUAUGAGGUUGCAUUAGAUAGCCCAGGUUGGUGUCAGUGCUUUGUCCACAGGGGGCACCAAAAUUAACACAAAUUUCCAUUUUCCAUUUUUUUUCCAUUUUCCCUACCUUUUGCUGGGGCUGGGCGAUAAACCAAAAAAUUACAGAUACCGAAAUUUACGAUAAUAACCUUUAAGACGCUGUCCUACGUCAGAGACAUGACUCCACCCCAUCCAGUCCGUAACACAGAGGGAAAGACAAGUGAGAAGACAGAGGACGUAUCAAAAGUUGUAGCAGCUGGAGUGGCGGCUGAAGUAGACAAAGUUAAUGUGGGUGAAGGUGAGCAGCUUGUGGAGUAGUUAUCAUCCAUUUAUUGUUAUGGAGGUGAAAUGCUCAAUAUAUUGUGAUAUUGAUUUGAGGCCGUAUCGCCCAGCCCUACCUUUGGCCCUGUUUCACUGAAUUUAUGUUCAAAUAUUCCUGUCAUGCAUGAGUCUGUUGCUUGUCAUCAUUAAAGGCCUGUAACAUUCUUGUGUAACACAAUAGAGGAACAGACAACACACAUAGGUGUACGGUUUUAACAUGUAGGCGACUGAACCUCAAAAAAAAAAAAGGUGUAAAAAGAAUUUCUGAUAAACUCUAAUUUUCUUUUGGAACCCUCUCCGUUCUCCCUGGACUGGACUGAACCUCAGUCAGAGCUGCGCUGUUUGAUUGGUCCUUUCUCUCGCUCUUUCUCUCUGUCUGUCUGCAUGAUAAAUCUGAGUCUAAAUUUAGAGGCUGGUUUCCUCAGACAAAAAGGAUUAGUCUCAGAGUAGAGGGAGACCGUCGAGGAGAGACAGAGACAGUCUGGAGUCCACUUAGAGCUCUGCUCCAGGCUCUGCUGAGUCUUUGUCUCUAGGAGAUCAGCCAGACUCCAUGGCUGUAGGAGCCAUCAAGGUGGACUGAUGACGGAGGUUAUUGACAAAAAGUUUUUUGCCUAGAUAAAAGCAGCAACUGACUACUUCCUGAUGAAUGAUUUAAUUCAUAAAAUCUAUUUUUAAUAACCAGUGUCCUCGAAAUCUGUCCAAACAUCCAAAAGCAACGAGUGAGUUUAUUGUUAGUUUUGAGCAUGUUUUGAACACAAGGUGGGUCAAAAUGAGGAAAUGAAAACAUCAAUAGAAAAUACAAGAAAAACAGAAACUACAGACUCAGAGAAAAAUCUGAUGAACUCUAAUGUAUUGUGAUGAAAACAGUGACCCAGUUAUUAGUGCAGUCAAAGGAUAUAUAUUUUUUACCAUCAAACAUCUCAGCUCUCUCACUGUUAUUCCCUCUAUGAGUUAAAAUGGUAGUAUUUACAGACCCUCAAUAAUUUCUCAUACGAUUUUAAAACAUUUAGAUAAUAGUGAUCAUGUCUUUGCAUGAUCAUCAAGUACUACAAAAAUUUAAGUGUUUUUAAGUACCACGUAUUCCCAUUUCACCCAAUAAGCGAACUGUAGAGUCUCUUAAGACAUCUCCUAUUGAAAUACAAAGUUCACCAUCAGAUAUGCACUUAACAUUGACGCAAAUGAUGAAUGCACUAUAGGGCAAAUGUUAGUUAGCAGGAAACAGAAUAAACAGUGUGCAGGUUGUUCAUCAUGAGAAGGUGUUUACUGAACAAGUUACAUGACACAGAGACAAAAUACUGUUACUGUGUGUAUUUAAUAAGCAUCAGUACACUGUAAAUGUGGGCAGAUGCUAACAGCUGUUUGUAUAUCGGAAAGCUGAUCAGCGGUGAAUGGCUGACAUCCUCGUCACAAAUAAACGAACAUGGCUUCACGUGAGUGGAGGAAAGGGUGUCUCAUGUCUCUAAAUUGAUAUUUCUUUGUUCCUUUCCUCCCCCCUCUUCAUUUCCUUGCACCUCCAUAAAUCUCUGGUGGGGGGACUGAGAUGCAAAGAAAAGUGAAGGAUGUGGAUGGAACUAAAGAGAACUGAGACACACUGACUUUCACCUUUAUGUUAACAUACAGGCCUCUGAUUGGCUUAUGUUGUUGAAGAACGCCUGCAGACAAAAUUCAGAGCUGGGAAACUUCAAACUUCUUUACCAGACUGAUUGUCAAUUUAACAAAGUUUUUCUGGAGUAUCAACCAUCUCAUUAUCUUUUCCUGACUUUGACACAGUCUUCAGUAGUCAAUAAAGAAACUCUGAGUCAUCAUGGGUGAGCUGCAAGAGACAGAAGACAACUCUUUUUUUUCACUCAAUGCCAACAUUUUGAUGUAAUGCAUUGUUUAUUUGUGCAGGCUUAUCUUCUCUUCUUGCUGCUGUUUUUUAAUUGCCCUGCACCUCUGUGAUAUGAGUAUAAUCACCCGCUUUCAUUUUGGCUGAGUUAUGAAGCACCAGCAUCAUUUUCCACAGAUUUCUUGCAUCAUGGUCUUUAUUAAUGUUUCAGAGUCCUUAGGUUUGGUUUGUCGCUUCUUUCUGUGUGUUUAUGAUCAUGAACAGCAGUGCACCAAUUGGUGGACUACUUGGUGGACAAAAACUGAAGACAAAAUUAGUUGACAGCACAUUUGAUUCUUGAUAAUUGGUUGGAUAAAACGUCACAUAUGUUUUUCAUGCAGUGAGCAGCUGUAGCCUUGUUUCCUCUUCAGGAACUUGGCCUAUUCUGAGACAUAUUUUAGCUGAUGCAACACCAUCACAUCCUAGGAAACUGUAUUUGAUGGAAAUUGCGUAACGGUUAUCAGUAGGCAUGGUACCUUUCAGUACGUUUACAUAUGAUUUUUUUUUAUCUGUAUCCUGUUAGAGAAACCAUCACGCUUUGGGAAACGAUAUAGUCUUUUUUAAAAAUAUAAAGUUCAGAAAAUCACUGUUUUAAAAAGUCCUUCAGUAGAGCAAAUCUCAAUGGUGCAGAUGUUGAUGCACCAUUGAGAUUGAUGAUUGUGAGUAACUGUUUGAUAAUCAUGAUAAUUGUGAUAAUGAUUUUUGCCUCACUGCUGACUUUCAUGCCUUUCUUUAAUGCUUAUUUAUUGGUUUUUGUGCAUUGAUUCCCAAUCAUCCUCUGGUAUGUUUUACUCACUGCUCUGUAGAGGAAUGUCUUUUCAUGUAGGCAUGUAAUGGAGUUUCAUAACAAAGGUGUACCCCCUACUGGCCUUGCAUGUCUGCUCCAGCAUUUUCAGCCAGUUUUGUGGAUUUCUAUGCAUGCAGGUUUUUUCUCAAUGAUCAUCAAGUCAACCUCAGUGACACAAAAGAUGAUAUUUGAAAGCACUUUGGCUGUUUUUGUAGGAGAGUUACUUUUGCCUUUGAUCAGAAAAAUUGAGCUAUAUAGAAAUAUGUCUACAGCUGUGCACAUCACAAAGCUUUAUGGAGAAUGAAUAACUGCUUUGCAUCAGGUUUAACAGAUGUUACGAUGAGUAAAUACACUGCUCAGAAUAAAGAGACUGUCAAGAGAUUAAAAUACAAAGAUGUAGAGAGGAUUAUAUUAUGAUUUACCUCUCUUUAAAAAGCUGCUGUUCCUUCAUUUGUUUUGAACAUUAAAGUCUUACUCCGAUCAUUUUUUUCUUACUACUUAAAGUGUUCUCAGUGGUCUUUUAACUGUGAAUAUACAGUUUUUAGCUAAAGUCGCAUUACCUGUGUCAUUUUCAAGGGCUUUUCUUCUGCAGAGCUCUAGUUGCUUAUUAGCAAUUCGGUGCUGCUUUGCACACUUCUCUUCAUGUUAGCUUGCAGCCUAACAUUGCUAGUGUAGUAGAAGUGGCAGGUAACAUAGGAGCUAUUUAGCUCUGGGACACUAAUGUCUUUAGGGACAUGAUGAAAGCUAACAUCAUAAUUAGCUUUCUUACGAGCAUUGCAAUCCGCUAACGCAGACGCUUGUUCCGAUCGUCCUCUCUAUUUAUCCGAGUCUGGCUUGCAUAGCGGGGCUCAGGGGGCGGAGCUUGGAUUUGCUACGAAGGAAAUCUCACUGUAUCUGAACCCACCGUUUGGGUCUGCCAGAGAUUCACAGUGAUUUGAAUGCAAAAUACUCAGAAAUGCAAUUUGGCACUUAUUUUUCACAUGAUAUGUUCUGUUACAUCAGAAAAAUGUCAUAUAAACAUGUAAAAACAUGUUUAUAUGAGUCUUUAACUGUUCAGACUUUUAAUAUUUCACCAUGUAAAGCUGGAUAAGUAAUAACUGACAUGUGGCAGCAGGAUUGCAGUCCUGGCUUUAGGUUCAUUAUUACGUUUUGGCCCCUAAAAACACUUUUUAAUCACAGUCUCUUUGAAUGUUUUUCUGGCUUCUACUCUGUUCUAAAGUAAAAAUCCCAAUGUUUUAGUCCCACAUAAACCGCUCUCUGUAGUGGAAUAAAGAUGUGACAUUCAGCAAAUUCUUCAUGUCAAAGAGUGAAAAAGACCAGAGUCCUCACUGCUCCUGCACUGAUGGGUUUUUUCCUCCUUAACUUUCCUGACUUUAGUCUUUGUUGUCAGCUUUAUGGAGCUAAACUGCUGACACUCAGUAUCCAAAGAGAGCCAGCAUUUCUCUGUUAGUUAGUUCAAGUUCAAGGAACCAAAUGCAUCCAACGCCUUUAACAGGUUUUUUUAUGUUGUACUCACCUGGACAAAGUCAUCUUUAUGUGUUUAGUGACACCGUUAUUUGAGACUUAAAAAGAAAAAGAAACUCUAAAUUUAAUGCACUUUAAUAUAAUAUGUUGUGUUUAUAGCCUAAGUAUAUUUUAGAGUAAAAUCUGCAUAUUAAUCAAAGAUGAAGUAUUUUGUUUGCUGCUGACCUACAUCUCUGUGUCUGUGCAGGUUUUUGCAGACUGUCCAUCAUUGAUUUCCUCUGCCAACAUGUCUCUAAAUUCAGCCUUUUCACUCUAAAAGCCUGAAAUCUGCUGAAAAGGGAGAAAUGAGGUGGAGGAGGAGAAACACUGAGCACUGACGGAGGAAGAGGAGGAACAAAGUGAAGGAGUUUUAAAGAACUGAAGAAAAUCUGCAAAUCUGCAGCUUAAAGAAGAGCGGGCAGAUUUGAUUCGAUAACAGUUUAUGGAAUUAAAUGAUCUGUAUCAAAGCAGAAAAUCAGAGAAACAAAGAUACAGACAGUGAGGAGGCUGAGGGCUGAAUGUAAAAACAGAUGGUUCAUAAAAAUCCUCUGCUUAGGGAAAAACUGGAUAAAUUCAGGAUUAAGAUUAUUUAGCUCAGAUAUUCUCUCCUUCUCAAAAAAACAUAUUUCAGAAUAGGCUUGAAACUUUUGCAGUGAAUUUUGGAGUAUACAUUUAGAUCAAACUGUGUAUCCUCAAAAUACAUUGCUCUAGUUUGCAAUGUUGAGACCAUGUCUGGAAAAUGUCACUUCUGAACAUGUUUAAAAUGCCAAAAACAGAGAAAAAAAAAGAGUCACUGACAGGAACCAAAUUGUGAUUAACUCUGCACAUGCUGGAGAUGUCUCUGCAGAGAGGGGUUGUGGCCUGGGGUGGAACCAGCGACCCCGCUAACAAGGACUUCUUCCCCUGCACAUGUCACACUUAUUGAUCAAUAUAAUCCUGGGGCUGUCAGUGUCAUAUUUCAGAUUUAUUUCCAUAAUUUACCAGAAUUACAAAGGACUCAGUUCUUCUUUCUUUUGGUUUGCGCUCGUAAACAGAUCAAUAACAUUUCCCAGUAUAUGUUUUGUUAACAGUGCUGACAUUACCAAUCAAACAGAUCAUCAAAGAGUCAAAAUAUGAACAUAAAAAAAUAUGAACUGAAAAUUAUUAAAAGGAAAACCCUCCAACAAUGGAUAAAUCCUGAAUGGCAAAGGCUAAACUAGAGACCGCCUUAUCACACACACACACACACAAACACACACAAAUCAAACCGCAGAUAGGUGUUAUGGCACAUUUAGUUUGCUGUUGAUUAUUUUCCCCGCUCUGUUGGUAAUGUGAAAGAAAAGUUACUAAAAAACAUAUACUGUAUUACCCUAAUUCUUUGGGUUGGUGCAUAAAUUGAGAGUGAUGAUUAGCCAAAAACAUUUCCUAACCAUCUUAAGAUCAAUACCCACUCUCAAGUUGUUUUUUUACUCAGUUGUUAGCUGAAGGAUACAUUGUGUGAUGGUGUAGAGGGAGCAGCUGGUUAUAAAUGUUGAAUUCAAAUGAGUGAGACAAAAUGACAACUUACCAUUUACACUGUCCUGGUUUAAUUUUUCACAUUCCUGAACUCUUGAUUACAUAUUAAAAACAGGUAUUAUGUGCUUUCUUUAUAUAUGAUAUCGUGACCUUAUUAUUUUUAAUGAAAUUUUAGAGAAAUUUUUAGAGUGACUGAAGUACUCCAGGGUGAGAUUUUUUUCUUGUAAGUUCUUCAUUGUAACUUCAUACUGUUGCUAGAAAAGUUUUGUGUGUGUGUGUGUGUGUGUGUGUGUGUGUGUGUGUGUGUGUGUGUGUGUGUGUGUGUGUGUGUGUGUGUGUGUGUGUGUGUGUGUGUGUUGACCUGUAGGUGGCAGCUGGUUGGCCUCAGGGUUCUGCAGCUGUGCGAGCGCUCUCGUUUUUUGCCCAUCUUUGACUUUUCUCUUUUUCACAAACUCUUCUUCACGUUUUCUCUGACCUUUCACUCAGUGUUUUUAUUCAUUUUUCUCUUUUUUCACUCUUGAUUUAUUGAUCGUUAUUCAUGGAGUGUUUUCACUCUGUUUAUCAGAGCACUCAGUUUGUGCUGAGAUCAUCCUCAUUCUUUUCUUUCCCUCUCACUGCAUUAGAGCAUAUACACACACUAUUUUGUUAAACUUACAACACAAUGUUAGAAACAGAUUCUGUAGCUUUUGUGGUUAUUGAACACAUGAAAAUGUGACAAAGGAAAGUUUAAUUUACAAAGUGCAUGUUUGUGUUGAGCCUGCUGACUGUGGGGCUGUCGCAACAUACCAGUUUUUGGUGGUUUCUGUCUUUAAAAAAAAAAAGAAAUCCUAGAAUCGUUAUAUCGUUAAUAAGAGUUAUUUAUGUAACGUGUGCCACGAUAAAAGGCAAAAAUUACCUAUUCAACAAAAACUCUGCUGUCUCGGCGUCUGUUUUCAGGCAAUGUCUUCACCAAAGAAACCACAGGUGUGAUGAUGUAGAUAAACUUAAGCAUCAUUAAAAAUGCAUGAUUACAUAUAUGUUAGUAUUAUAUAUCGUAGCAGGCCUAGCUGAUACAUAAGACAACUUCUUAUUCUGUGACAGGUUUAGAUUUUUACGUUAACAUGCUUGAAAAAAAUUCUGCUGCCUCAUUUUACUGUAUGCAAAACGUGAUGCUUCUGGUCUGAUCAAACUUACUCUGGUGUUUAAAUGAAAAUUCAUUUUUAACUUACAGGAGAAGUUGGUCUUUGCUAGUUCUGUAUUUCAGCAGCAAAGUCACCAGCAGUGAGAUCAUACUCACUUUAAAAAUGAAUACUGCCUCGGGUCUAAAAGAGAGUAAUUUGUAAAGUGCCUCAAACUUCCUGCAAAGUUUCAGAUUUUUCCUUCAAGGAAACACCUAAUUAGCAUUUUAAUUUUUUAGGAUAGCUUUAAGGAUCAUCCUCUCAUCUCUCUCUCAGAUUUUUCUUCUUUCCAUUGAUGGUCUUUUUUGUUAGUGGAGGGGGGACCUGCUGCUGAGCUCUGUGUCUAUGAAACAGAGACUGCAGAUGAGCUGAGUCAUCCUCAGUCACUGCAGAAAGCAAAUUUUACUGAGUAUUUGUCUUAUGUUCGUAAAAUAAGUCACACUGUCCAAUGUCAAGUCCAGAUAUUAAUUUUACAUUAAAGGGAUAAUCUGGUGUAAAUUUAAAUUGUGGUCAAACACAUCAUAACACAGAGUUAGACACCCCUCUGAGAGAUGAAUGUUGCUGACCGCUUGCUUCUCUUGAUAUGCCAACUUUAGUAACGACCACAGGAUAGCAAUACACAGGGGUCUAUGGCUUCAUACACAAACCUCAACCAAAAAGCCACUCUAUAGCCACAAAUAAUGCUCAGAACAGCACCUAACUUCAUCAACAGUACAUAUAGGGUCCCAGCCAUGGUAAUAGCCAUCAAACAUCUUUUUAACUUUGCCUAAUUUCUUUAGCAAAGAGACUAAACACAACUCACCCACUAUCCUCCAGCAGCUGCUUGUUUAUGGGGGAGCCCUGCCGAGUUGAUCACCGAGUGCAGCGGAGUUUCGCAGCAUUUAUGAUUAUUACUUCAUGGAAAUGCAAUCAGACCGAGACGCUAUGGCAGAAGAACUACCGUGUCUUCAGUGCAAAGUGAUUAUUAUGAUGAUUAUUACUUCACAGAAAUGAUCCGCUGCACUUGGUGAUCGACUCGUCAGGGCUCCCCCGUUGCUGAAGUUGGUAUAACUAGAGAGGCAAGCAGUCAGCAACAUUCAUCUCUCAAGGGGUUAUCUAACUCGGUGUUACGGUGUGUUUGACCAUAUCUUAAAAUUACGCCAGAAUAUCCCUUUAAGAUAUUUGAGAUAUUACUAGCCAUGUCAAGGAUGGCAUUCAAGGAUGAAUAAAAUCUAUUCAGCAUCCCUGUCUGUUUCCAUUUAAUCUGGUCAAUGUGGCCGCACAAUACCUGUGAUCCUACACUACUAAAAUAUUAACAAUCACACGCCUCAAACCUUCAGUUAUUGAGGUACUCCUGGCUCCUGGAUAAAGAAUUAUUUCUUGACUUCAACUACCUCUCAUCCAACUCUCUGAAAUCAUCCGAAAUCUGAAAUUUAUUUACAGUUGUAGUAUCUACACUCAGCCCUUUGUUGAGCAACACUCACAGCUACGGAUGAAAUAGCAUCAUUGACACAAUGAAAAUGAUCCUUCAGUAUGCUUCCAGAUUUGGUGGGCAUGGAUGCCAAAUAGGUGGGCCCAGCCCCAGCUAAGCCCACCCACAGCUAAGUCCAAAACCUGCUGUUUCUUGAUGGUCCACUCCUAAAUAAGUCAGUCUUGAUUGAGACCCAUUGUAACAUGACAAACUGUACAGCAGAAAUAAACAUGUUGAGCUACUGAGCUCAUUGCUCUGUUCAGAACUUCCAUAUUUUUAUGGCUGAAUUUUCAUUAGUCAUCUGUUUAAAUUGUAAUAAUGCUUUAAAAUAUAUUAUGCAUUAGUGCUGGGCGACAUGACACCGCUUUACGUGCCCUCUUUGUGUCCAGCGUCUCCCGCCGUUGCGGGUUACCUGGGUUACACACGUGAGGGGAUCAUUGUAAGCAGUGCUUAAUUUGUGCCGGAGCUAGUCGGAGCGCGAUCCGGGACCUCUUUUGAUCGGAUCCGGGACCUAUUUCAGCCGCUCCGGCACCUGUUUUAUGUGCUCCGGGACCUUCCCUGUAGAGGAUGACAUUUUUCGGGGAUUCCCCGUGGGUCACGUGAUUCCCGCGGGAUGGGAGUCAUUUUUUAAUUAAUCCCUUGAUCGGGACAGGACGGGAAAAAAAGCAACGGGAGUGGGCAGGAGCGGGAACAUUAAUAGAUGAUCAUUUUCAGCCGUGUUUAACAACCAGAUGAACAGGUGCGUCCAUUUUUGUAGUCAUCUCUCAGUGAGAGCUAACACUCUUGACCGCGCUAGCAACACAAAAGAACUACAACAGUGGUUUGACUUCCUGUCAGCUGGGAGCGCGGCUGCGCAUUUCUACCCUUCAAGCCAGCAGCGAGGAAACGUAAUUUUGUGACAUUCUGUAGUUUUUCAAUCAUUUCUGGAGUCGUGGCGAAUCAAAUCACCUUACCUGUCUGCCCCUGAUAGGCGAAUAAAGCGCUCGGAUUCAUGCUCGGGUCUUCCCACGUGCUUCAAGAGUAAAGUAAACAAUGAUGGAGGCAUAGAGCAGCUUUGGAGGAGAAACAUCUAGCAGUGUGAACAACCUCUUCAAAAGAGCCCUAAAGACCUACCUUUUUAAUGAAGUCUUUGGUUAGUUUUCCUCUUUGCUUUUACUACCUUGCCUCUUACAUUGCAACUCUAUAUUUUUUAUUUAAUUCUUUUUUUUAUGCCAAUCUGUGGCUGUCAUUCUAUUGCUUUUUUAUUGUUGCUGCUCUUUUUUUACUGUGUACUGUAGCACUUUGAGAUUUUUUGUAAAUGUAAAGUGCAUUACAAAUUAAAUUUAUUAUUAUUAUUAUUAUUAUGGAGUGCUUUGGCUCACACUCGGCGUUUUCUGUGAGUGUUGCAUAACUUUGGGUGAGCACAGACAUGAACGCACUUCAGCCACGUAUUUAUUUAUUCAUUUUUCUAGUUUUAAGUGCUGGUCUUGUACAGGUACUAGUGCAGUUGUAUACACUUAAAUUUUUCAUAGAACUGAAAGCAUACCAUAGCUAUAUCGUGAUAUAUAUCGUUAUCGUGAUAUAAAAUGAUCCAUAUCGUGAUAUACAUUUUUUUCCAUAUCGCCCAGCACUAUUAUGCAUACAUAUUAGAGAUAAACAGAUGAAUUGGUCAGCCGAUUUAUCAAGCUGAUUGUUGGCAUUUUGACAUAAUUGACAUCAUAUUGGUUUCAGCCCUCACAAGGCUAAUAUUACCAUCAUCUUUGCCUAAUAAUAAACCAACUUUCAGAGCGUUUUCUGUCCAGGUAAAAGUAGCUUUUCUAUAUUGAAGCUACAUGCCUUUCUAAUCAUCCUCAUUGAAUAUUUUUAUGUGAAGUGUACACCUCUUUAAAAGUAAUAAUGUAGGUUAAUGAAGUAGUGUAGGUGUCAUGAUUGAUUUGGCACCAUUUUUUUAUCAAGGGUGAUAGCUGAUGAUUGUUUAUUUUUUGUUGAUUCCUUUUUUUGUCUGAUUUCACUCACUUUUACUUGAGUUGAGUGGAUGUAUUCACUUUUUAGUUAACUGCUCUUGACUUCCACUUUCUUUAACUUUUGAAAUAAAAUGUGCGCUUUAGAUUUUAUGUAACUGCACAUUUAUUGCGACUUUUGUUUUCUCUAACUGAUGGAAAAAUGUGAAAUUGAUUUUAAAUAUUAAGCGAUAAUUGAGUCAGAGCUCAGACUGAGUUCUGUUUUUAAUUCUGUUGGAUAUAUCUUGUGUUGAUAAUCAUCAGUGAGGCUGAUCUAAUGAACUAUCUUAAUGAGAUCUUCCUCUGUGUCUGAAUGAAGGAGGAGAUGAUGAAGAGGAGGAGUGUCUCCUUUAGUUAUCUCAGACCUCCUCAGGCUGCUGCUCACGUCCAUCACAGCUUCAGUCUGAGAGAGCAGACAGAUAAACCACAAACACACUCCACUAAUGUAAUGUGAGGAAAUGAGAGACUCGCUGUUUGUUUUGUGACAGUCCAGGAUCAGUGAGUCUGACACAGAGAGAGCGUGGAGUUUUAAAGAGAGUUAAACUAUAGUGUGUUAAUGAUAAUACAAAACUAGAAAAUUCCCUCUGGGAAAUCUUUGAAAGUACCACAGGGGCUACUGUGGGAAGUGUACAUUAUGAUGAGAGAUAUCAAAUAAGUAAUACUAUUGAUACUAUUGUGAUAUUAUAUACGGGGAGCGCAUUCCUUUUUUCAAGUAUUUAUUUAAACAAAACAAAACAAAACAAAAAAAAUCAGCCGUAGCAGUAGACGUUUGAAAAACUCCAAUAAUUGCUCUUUUUCUUCUUUAGCUUGCCCCAUUGACUUCAAUGCAAAAUGUUUCCACGGUUGUGAAAAACUGCAUAUACAAUAGAAAAAAAGCAAUAGCACACCAAUCGCAAUCAAACCACACAUUUUGAUUUAUAAUUUGUCCUACAGCUCUUUUUUUUUUUUUGCAAAUAAUAAUUAACUCAGAAUUUCAUGGCUGCAACACGUGCCAAAGUAGUAGGGACAGGGGCAUGUUUACCACUGUGUUACAUCACCAUUCCUUUUAACAACAUUCAAUAAAUGUUUGGGAACUGAGGAGACUAAUUGUUGAAGCUUUGAAGGUGGAAUUCUUUCCCAUUCUUGCUUGAUGUACAGCUUCAGUUGUUCAACAGUCCAGGGUCUCCGUUGUCGUAUUUUACGCUUUAUAAUGCACCAACAUUUUCAAUGGGAGACAGGUCAGGACAGCAGGCAGGCCAGUUGAGUACCCACACUCUUUUACUACGAAGCCACGCUGUUGAAACAAAUGCAGAAUGUGGCUCAGCAUUGUCUUGCUGAAAUAAGCAGGGGCGUCCAUGAAAAGACAUUGCUUGGAUGGCAGCAUAUGUUGCUCCAAAACCUGUAUGUACCUUUCAGUAUUAAUGCUGCCUUCACAGAUGUGUAAGUUACCAUGCCUUGGGCACUAAUGCACCCCCAUACCAUCAUGGACCAUCGAGCCAUGCUGGCUUUUGAACUUUGUGCCGAUAACAGUCCGGAUGGUUCUUUUCCUCUUUGGCCCGGAGAACACGACGUCCACUAUUUCCAAAAACAACUUGAAAUGUGGACUCGUCAGACCACGGAACACUUUUCCACUUUGCAUCAGUCCAUCUUAGAUGAGCUCGGGUCCAGAGAAGCCGGCUGCGUUUCUGGAUGUUGUUGAUAAAUGACUUUCGCUUUGCAUAGUAGAGUUUUAACUUGCACUUACAGAUGUAGCGACGAACUGUAUUCACUGACAGUGGUUUUCUGAAGUGUUCCUGAGCCCAUGUGGUGAUAUCCUUUACACAUUGAUAUUUGUUUUUGAUACAGUGCCGCCUGAGAGAUCGAAGGUCAUGGGCAUUCAGUGUUGGUUUCCGGCUGUGCCGUUUACGUGCAGUGAUUUCUCCCAACUCUCUGAACCUUUUGAUGAUAUUAUGGACUGUAGAUGUUGAAAUCCUUAAAUUCCUUGCAAUUGUACUUUGAGAAACGUUGUUCUUAAACUGUUCGACUAUUUGCUCACGCAGUUGUUCACAAAGUGGUGAACCUCGCCCCAUCCUUGCUUGAGAAUGACUAAGAAUUUUUGGAGAAGCUGCUUUUAUACCCAAUCAUGGCACCCACCUGUUCCCCAUUAGCCUGCUCACCUGUGGGAUGUUCCAAUUAGGUGUUUGAUGAGCAUUCCUCAAAUUUCUCAGUAUUUUUUGCCACCUUUCCCAACUUCUUUGUCACGUGUUGCUGCAACCAAAUUAUAAAGUUAAUUAUUAUUUACAAAAAAAAAAUUUAUUAGUUUGAACAUUGAAAAUCUUGUCCCAGAGACUCCUAUGUCCUUAUCGUCAUUAACCUUAUUUAUUUUGUAUAUUUUUAUAAUAUUUACUUAUUGUCGUAUACCUUCUAAUCAAUUUAGUGAGUUAUUUUUUGCUUCCCAUCGUUUGUGUGCUUGCUGUGUGGCACUGCUGGUUUUAAAACAAGUUUCCCUGCAGGGAUAAUCAAGAUGUUCUCGAUUCUUAGUUAUAUUAAGCUUACUUUGUAGUCCAGGCCUCAGAAGAGUUUAAUUUUUGGACAAUCAAUUUAGAAGAUAAAAGCACACUCAAAAAAGUCUUUUAGUCAUUAUUACCCCAAUGUAAGAAUGAAUUUUUCUCAUGAGCUUUUUAUCAGCAGACAGACAUAGAUGUAUUUUUCUGUUCAUCAGCAAUGAAACAUGUUAAUCUGUCUCUACAUUAAAUGUGUUUUUGGAGGAAUGACAGGUUUACUAUGAAACAUAAACCCUUUUAUGGAUGAUAGUAACUGACUUGGAAUCAGUCCUUCCUUUGCUCUAAGAGAAACAACAGUUUCAGUAAUCUCAGCGUCCAGCAGUGAGAGAGAGAGGACGAGUUUAUGUGUCUGCUCGGAUGAGAAGCUCAGUGAAGGAGAGGUGGAGGGGGCAUAGGUGGAGGAGGAUGGGGAAGAGUGAGUUAGUCCUCCUCCUGCUGAUGCUGCCGUUUUGUCCUCCGUCAGCCUCUGUUAUGUCUGAACUCCAUCACCCCUCCCUCUGAGACCACAUCCACAGGUGCCACCCCCCCUAUACUUCUGUCUCCUCUGUGAGAAUGUCAGCUGUUACACUCACACACAUACACACAUACUGAUACACACAUACACACACACACACACCUGAGACUGUGCUCGGGCUGUGAGGAGCUGAUAAAAGGCUCAGCACAAUAGGAGGGAGGUUGGAGGAAUAAAAGGAGGUCUGUCACUGAGCAGACACCCCCCCCCCCAAACCGAACACACACACACACACACGCACACGCACAGAUACACACACUGUUUCCUAUCCCACUGAUGGUGAUGCUCAGAGAUGUAGGACGCAAAGUCCACCACAGGGGAGAAAAUGUCAGAGCAUUCUUCUUCCUGUUUUCUUAAAGAGAAAAAGAAGUGAAGACAGAUACAAAAACAUGAAACAAUAAGAUAGAUGAACAGGUUAUAGAUGGACCAUAUGAACUGGAUAGUAAAUUUGAAUUGAAAUUUGGAUGGAUUUUAAAUGUUUGUAUGAUUCCAGUAUGUUAUCAAAGACAGGCUUUAGAGAUAUGGCCUCAUUUCCCUUCAAUCUAAAUCCUAAAUAAACAGACGAACUGGACAGGUGUCACGAAGGUCCAACAGGUUAGAGGAAUCUGGAUCAUCCUAGUUCAGUAUCUCACAAUGUUACUGUUGUUCUAAAUAUUCAUGCUGUCAUUUUGUUUAGUUGACUCUGCAUUGAAUUAUGGGUGUGAAUCUGUUUCGUACCAGUGAUUUAAUGCAUUGUCAUUUAAACCUAAUUACACAUUGUAACUCAGCUGUAUGAAAACGUAGAAUAAAGCUAGAGUUCAAGCAAACAUUAGAGAAGACAGGUAUGGAAAGAGAAAUAAAGCAAAUUUAACCAAAGAUAGUAAAAGAAAGUAUAAAGUAUAUUAUCCUGACUUUUUAUUGAUGUUUUUAAAUGUACUAGUUUAUUUAUGUUUAUAUGCAGUUUUUACUGACUGGUGUCUUCAAGUGUGUGACAGCAGGUGUUCUACCUGUGAAAAGACCUCAGCUGUAUCUGUAUGGAUUAAAAGAGAGCCAAAACAGUAUCUUUGCAGUGUGUGUUUCAAUGCACAUCUGUUUUAUUACACCCACAAUAUUACACCCACAAUUUACAAAGGGGAGGGUGCUGUGUCACAUGUUAAUAUCAACUGAUGUGAAGUAAAGUGAUUUAGAGCCCAUGCAGUGGUUUCCACUACAGAGCCAUUCCUGAUGAGCUGCUUGAAUGCUUGGAGAUCAUGACAGUCCUGCACUGGUUUUCAGCCCUGUUCCUUUUGUAUACAGAUGUCUCCACAUUCUCUGAAUCUUUGGUACGAUAGUCGAUAAACAUCCCCAAUAUGUAUCAUCUGAGGAACACUAUUCUGAAAUUGUUGAAGUAUUUGCAUUCAUAGGAUGGUGAACCCCUCCCCAUCUUCUGAAACACGGUCUCACUGGAAUAUCAUUUUUACACACAGUUAUGAUACUUUUCUGUUGCAAAUUAGCUUAAUUAUGUUACAGUGUUUCCUCCAGGUUAUAUACUUCCUUAAGCAUUACAGAACCUCUGAGUGUUUUGUUGUUCCUUUUCCAACUUUUCAAAAUAUGUUUCUGGCACCAUGCAAUCAUGUUUCACAAAAUUAAAAUAAAUAAAUAAAUAAAAGAUUUAUAUUCUGGCUUUUUUGCCUUUAUUUGGAGAGGAUAGGAUAGGAUAGUGGAGAGAGUAAGAGAAAUUUUCAGGCAGCACAGAGAUCUAACACUCAUGAGUUCAUGUCUUCAGAGUUUAAAAUUGCAGAAUAAUAUUUUUUAGUAAACUCUUAGCGAAGCAUCUUAUUUUGGAUAUCGGCAAAUAUCAACUUUGUAGAAUUAUUUCAAGAAUCUUUCGUCUUACAUCCAACUGGGCUACACACCUGUGGUGAUUUCUCACCUGUCGGGACUGGAGGGCUCUCUCUCAGGAAGCUUCUGUUUUUAUAUUUUCUAAGUUAUUUUGCUAUAAACUGUCUGCGUUUGAAUCUCCUCUGUACUUAAGGUCAUCCCUUAAAGCUGCAACUAUGAGUUCAGCAGACAUAGAUUCAUGAUGGAGGUGUUUUUAUGGUUCAUUUUAAUGCUACAUUUAUCAUGAAAUGUUUGUCACUGUCUUCUCUCUGUCUUUUUUUCCCCUCUUUCCUCCAGAUGGUGACAAGAACAAAGAAGAUCUUUGUUGGAGGAUUAUCAGCCAACACAGUAAUAGAGGAUGUGAAAGGGUACUUUGAACAGUUUGGAAAGGUAAGAGUGUGUGUUCGCACAUAUUAGGUGUGUGUGUGCGUGUCUGUGUGUUUUCUCCUCUGGACUGUGUGAGUGUGUUUGAACGCUCAGAGCUCUCUGAUCAGUUUUCAGCUGCUGUUUGAGCUCAGAUGUUUCUGGCUUGUCUCCCUGCUGUUGUUGCAGCUCUGUGUAAGCUUGGACAGGAAAGUGGAGGCUGAUAGGAUGUUGUAAGGCCUGGACGAAGAGGAGUUUAGUCCUUCAGUCAUCCCUAAGAAGUUUUUCCGUGUGUGGAGUUCAGACAGAUGUCCUGGAUGUGUGCAGAGUAACUGAGCUCAAAGGCUUGAUGCAGAGAGAAACUGCUAGCCCCCAGCUAUUGUCCAAAACGUCUGUCAAACCUUCCAUCUGUCUGUCUGUAGUUUUUGGGUGUAUGUGUGUGUUGAGCAGCAGACAUGGAUGCUGAGAGUCUGCUCAGCUUUGAUUAAUUUCUUGCCAAACUUUAUGGAAAAAAAAACACUUGGGGCAGUUGAAUUUCAGCAGAGGUCUAUGCACCUGCUGAAAAUUCCAGAGGGAAGAUCCAUGAGUGACACACACACAUACACACACAGCCUUAUGAUACAUACACUCUUAAAAACCCCUGGGUUAAAAACAGCCCAACUUGGGUUGUUUUUAACCCAGCACCAGGGUUGAAAAGGGGCCAAUUGGGUUAUUUUGACCCAGAAUGUUGGGUUCUUCAAAUAAACCCAAAUUUUGAGUUGACUCAGUAACUCUUUUUAAGGGUCAAGUUAACCCAAUGUUCGAGUUAAUUUGACUCGUGAUCUUGGCUUGAAUUGAUAUAUGCAUUUGGGGAGCUUUGCUUUUACAACCUGUACCGUCUGAGCCAGUAUGGCUUUCAUUGGUAAUCGACCAUGAUCUGAAAAAAUAAAUGGCGCAAUAAUCGCAGGACGAGAAAACGUCGCCGAUGUGAACGCUUGUAUUGACAGGAUACGGUUUCAAAAAAAAUAUUGACGUCCGAAAUUAUCGGACGAAAAAAAUGGUCUCGGUGUGAAAGGACCUUUACUCAAAAGAGACAGCCUUUGAAUAGGUCAUUUUCCUGCACGUGCACAGAGAACACAGAAUGAUUUCUUAUUUCCAUCCCAUGAGUUUUAAAGGUUAUGGUUGCAAAUUUUGCAUAAUCAGGGGCACAGCUGACUUGACUGACAAGGGGGCACACUGGAGCUGUUGGCAUGGAGGCUUAUGGACCACUUCAACUUUUCUUCUUUGCUUCAUGCCAAUUUAACUGAAAGUUGGAUUGAGUCAGCAUUUCCACUAAGGCGACCUCUGCCAAUAAUCUUUACAACUCAACUUCAGAAACCAAUUGGUGACUCACUGAGCUGCAAGUUCAUGAUUUAAACAGAGUGAAACUUUGGUAGUGCCAUGGCGACUAUAUUGCAAUACAAUAGGAUACAAAGCAAAAUUUGAAAAAUGCUUUAGCAUUUAUGCAUGAUUUGAUCACCAGCUAUUUUUUUCUCGGUUUUUUUUUUUUUUUUACCAGUACAUAACAUUUCUUUAUUGCAGUGUUGUUAGAUAAGCUCUUUCUGAAGUUCAUCUUUUUUGUUGUUUUGUGUCACCAGUCUGCAGUUUGGCUUUAUCUGCUUGGUAAAAGAUAAAAAAAAAAACCUCACAGGUAACAGCCUCUCGGCGUAUCAAGGUGUCAGGAGAUCGAAGGGGUCUAUAGAGAGAUGCACACUUAGGAAGCUGGAGGCUAUUCUGGGGAAUCAUGGAUCAUCCACUUCAUAACACCUUAAAUGACCUAAAUUCAUUGGUGUUGGACGGCUCCUGUCCCUUUGCUGCAGGACUGAUAGAUAUAGGAGAUGUUUUGUAUUCAGACUUGAGACUCCAGACAAAGGAAUUUCCAUGUGGGGAUAAAUACAGUUCGUGUAUUGUAUUGUACUUCAUCUGAGUGCAGUACAUGCACGCUUGUCUCCUCCUUAUUUGAUCCUCCUAUCUUCAUGUGACUCAAUUUUUUUUUGUACCAUGCAAGCCCAUCAUCCUUUGCUUGCUGCCUCUGAUGGAGUACAGCAAAAAUAGUGGACACGGGCAUAAGUGGUGCAGAAAGAUCAUUUUGUUAUUGCAGGGUUAGAUUUUAAUUUUGUUAUAUUCCUACUCAGAGGGAUAGUGAACAAGAUCCAUCAUCAGUAACCGCAGGAGCUUGUCUCAUUCAAGUCUCGAAAGUUGUGAUUAAAAUAAUCAAAUUUAUUCUUAAAUAUCAAUGAAGCUGAGUUAAUAUGAUGUCAUUCAUAGUUAUAGAACUAGAGUCCUUAAAAACAGGAUGUUAGAGCAGAGAUUUGUAAAAUACAUCCAUCUGUUUCAGUGUCUUGACUCUCUCGAUCUCACCUGGAGCUGUUCCCCUUGAGAAUCCUCCAGGCUCUUCCACAAAAAAAAAGAAAAUCCUGAUUCAGCGAUCUGAACACCUCUGUGGUUUUCUAAUAAAAGAUGAAACAAGGCUAAAGAGUGUUUUUCAGACACAGCGCUCUGGGAGGUGUGUUGGAUCUAUUCAGUGAGUUCUCCUCCUCACCUCCAUUAUUCCUCCUUCCCUCACUUUAACACCUCUCACAUUAUUAUCAUUCGGCCUCAGAGGUGGAACUAAAAUGUUUGCCCUCCACCUGCUCCGUGAGUUUUAUCUUUAAUCAGGUCAUUUGCUGCUUGAUUAGACGGCAGCCUCUCUCCCCACAUGUUGGAGAGUUAAUCUCUCUCAGUGAUGGCUCCUCUUCAUAAUUGCCCUUAAAGUCUGCAGAGAGCAGAGUCGUCUGAAGGAGAAUACCAUCAGACAUGGUUUAACCUGCACUUACUGAGGGGAUACUUUUUCAUACAUCCACAUCAGCCCUUAGAGUAAAUGAGUCACUCCAGAACAAGAUGAAGAUUUUUCUGUCAAACUGAGCCCCCAAGAGCAGAUUUAUUUACCUGUGAAGUUAAGUUAAGUUAUGUACUUGUGAUAUUAUAUUGUUCUGCUUAUUUUAACACAAACACAGGAAGAGGCUUAUCCAGUCAGUUCAGAACCUCUUAAGGUCCUUACACACCGGGACCGGCGCAAAUAUACGACGCGAAAUUACGAAAUAUUCGGAGGCGAAGUUUGACGCGCAUGACACUACACAUGAAGCCCGAUGCGAUUUUGCGACUUUCCAGGGGUGGGAUGCAUCCUGGGUGGAAGAAAAAAGACUGACUUUCAGCAACACGAAAUCCGAUUGGUCAGAAGUGGACACACAGUUUUUGAAACUUUCAAAAAUUUGACCGUGAUACCAAAAAAUAAAUGCCGCAAUAUCGCAGGACGGUAGCGACUGUCCUAACUGAGAAGCUGGCAACACUGUCUGUAUGUGCCCCAGAAACCCCACACAGAGGGCCUCUGGUGGUGAGGCAUCCACAGUCUUUAUCCACUUUGUGUUUGGUCAGUCAGUGGUCAGUUUCAGGACUGUUAGGUGAAAUAAAAGCCUAAUGGGUAACCAGGGGGUAAUCUCUGGUUGCAGUGUCUGCAGGUCACUGAGACAGAUCUCAUUUUCAGUAAUGACAGUCUGCUCUCUGUCAGACAGUGGUGAGGGUAACUUCAUAUGAUUACGUUCAGUUUAAAGAGUUCACCUCUCUCUCUGCAGCCUCGUGUUCUCUCAGUAAAUCGUUGCUUCUAAUUACUCGACACUUUAAAGUGCUCGUUCUCUCUCUGCUCUUUAACUGACUUUUACUUCAAGAAGCACAAUUAUGUUCGAGUACAUCUCCACUGCUUCUCUUUAAGUGACUGGGGUUCAGACGGUGAGAGAAUCUCUGCAGCACUUAUCCUGUCUUUAAUAAGCAGAGGAAAAAAAGGUGGGUCUAAUAUCCAAAGUGGUAUAAUAGCCAGUUUGAUUGUCUGAACUGUGACUUAAUUCACCUCUCAAAAUUGUAAGGGGAGUUGAGUAAAGGUAGCAGUUCCUUACAUCCCUGUGGUACAUGAGAAAAUCUUGGUGCUGAAUUCGGACUGAACUAGAUAUUAGAGCUUAUGAUACAACGGUAUACCAAUCCAGGUGUGAAACAGUGAACAGUUUUAGCCUCUGUUAGAGCCCUGCACUGUUUUCCUGAUCCCAUACCCUCUUCUGCUGGAUUACUGACUGUUGCCUUUUUAUGUCUUUGUUUUGUGUAAAAACAACUUUAAUAUUCUUUUCUGCAUCCUGAUUCAAUUCCUUGUUAGCACUUCGUGCAUCUGGGACCCAUAAGAAUUUUCUUGACUGCCUGUUUUCACCUCCAGCUCCUGAGAGAUUUGUGCUGGGUCCAGCGGGACAUGCAGAAUUCCAGCCUAGUAGUCUCUGGAGCUGACUCCUCUGUUCAUGAUGACAACUGAAUUGGGCUGAAAUUUUAUAGUAUAGUUUCAGUAGUAUUAAAGUUAUGAAUUAUGUAUGACUAGAGUUGUAACCUUUUUUACUGGCUACUCUUAGCCAGGUGGAGACGCACCUAUACGUUUAUUUAGGGUUGCAAAGGGGCGGAAAAUUUCCGGUAAAUUUCAAGAAACCUUACAUGGGAAGUUAAGCCUGGGGAAUUUAAAAAUAUUCCAAAUUGGAAACUUUUCAUGGGAAUUUAUGGGAAUUAUUAAAUUUAUGGGAAUAACUGGAAAUUGGGGGUAAUUUAAACAAACUGUAUCAUAUCCAAAUAUAAUGGAAUGGCAUGGUCUUCAAAAUAUUUUACAAUUGAAAUUAAUUAUUGUAUGAUUUCAGAAAACCGUCUUGGAGGAGUCAGAAGAAACAACAUCACAUUUUAGGUCGCUACCACCACCAUAAUAAGCUAGCCCUUUAAAUAGUCAAUGAAAUGAAAAAUAGCUUACAUUUAGCACCUAUUUUUAUUUGAUUUUUUUGCAAGUUAAAUAUUGAGACUAUUAUAGAUCAAAUAUAUUAACCCCAUAAUAUUAUCAAAACUUACUUGACUUUAUAUAGUCUGCGGGCUCAAAAAUCUUGUGCUCUGGGCUUAAAAGUGUGGCCUCCAGAUGGAGAUGGAGAAAUGCACAGUGCAUGUAGUGGGUGUGGCCUCAAUAGCCCUGCAGUACGUGCUGUGUGCAUGUGCUUGAGGAGUGGACUUGCAUUAACUCUGGUUGUUUUAGCCAAGAUUAUGCUACAACAUAUUUUCCCCAGCAAUAUUUAAGUUCCCUGUUGAGGGCCAACCUUCAAUUUUGUAAAUUUCUUAUUUAUUCCCAUUGAUUCCCAUAUAUACCCAUUGAUUCCCAAAUAUUCCCGUUAAUUCCCAUAUAUUCCCGUUAAUUCCCAUAUAUUCCCAUUAAUUCCCAUGGAAAGUUUUCAUCUUUGAAAAUUCCCGGAAUUUUUUAACUUUAUCUUAGAUUAGGUUGUUCUUUCUUUCUUUCUUUCUUUCCUUUUCUCUUUGGAAAUCAAUUCAGCUAUGACAUAUCCCAGUACCCCCAUAUUGUGAUAUGUGCAGGUUAUCCAGAACUGUGUCCAUACACAUCUGUGCAUUUGGUAACUGAACAGCUGGCUUAUCACCCACAUAAAUGGCUGAAUACUAAUUUGUGUUUUACCAAAAUCUCUGAGCAUUCAGUGGUUUUGUUAAACACAGUCUAAAACAUCAUUAAGCUUCGGGUACAAUUUGGAUAUCUCCCAAGUUAGGAGGAACACCCAAGUGGCAGCCUCUGGUCUGGAGAAAUGAAGCUUAUGCGCAAGUGCUGCAUUUGUAAAUAAUAACAGAUACAUUUCAGAGAUACAGUGCUUAGUACCGCCUACAGUUCCAAUUUCUACUGCUGUACCUGGAUAGUUUUUGCCUGCAGCACCGAUGGAGUCUGCCAGAGACAUCUGUCUUGUCCUGUAGCAACAGCACCUGACACUGUGCUCUACAGUUCUGUCCACCCCAUCAUAAAAACCUUGCAUGCACAUAUCACAAUAUGGGGGAUAUUGGGAUAUGACAUAGCUGAUUGAUUUUCACAGAGAAUGGAAAACGAGAAAGAAAGAGAAAAGAGAGAGAAAAGAAAGAAAAACCUAAUCUAAGAGCACCGGGAGCGUCACCACCAAAGGUGAGCUUGCUGCUGGCAAGAUCCCGGACCAGAACCCCUGCGAGUGGAUGGCCUUGCUCACACUACAACAGGGCACCAACAGGAGGUUGUGUCUAGCAAUGUGAGCGCCAAUGCUCACCUGAUCCACAUAAUUAAGGACACAUCCAUCCUUCAACCUCCUGAGGCCCCCGGCUGUCCACUACACUCCAGGGAUAGAGUGGACUGGCUCUGGUGGCUGGCAUGGGUCCUGUCCUUCAGCCUCUCCUGAGGCCCCGGCUCUCUGAAGCUGGGCCUGACGAUCGGGUAGUUUCCAACUUGGAAAAUUCCUGGAAUUUUGCAACCUAUGUUUAUUACUUCACCCAUUUCUAAUAUUCUUUCUUUAAUAUUAUUCUUUCUAAUAUGUAGGAAGUUAGUUGGAGUCAGCAUUUUUAAUGUGGUCACUGCAUCUUUGAGCUUCUUUGGGCAGAAACGGAUUGGUCAAUACUACUGAGACUAUGACUAGGCUUCAUUUAGGUUAUGGAUCACCGGGGCUGUUUGAUUACAUUAUCAACUUGGUUAGAGUUGAAGACCAGGACAAUUAAGGGGCAUUUAAACUUGGUCUUUUCCUGCUUUUGCUAAAGGAAAAAGUUUUAGUGAAUAGAGACAUCAUUCUACAUUUGAAAUAAUACACUUUUGGUAAAAUCCGCCGGAGGGUUAGGUUUAUGAAAGUGCAUGAUUGUAAACCAGUAAUCAGUAUUACCAUUAAAUAGACUCAAACAAGUGUGUGUCCUAGCACCACUGCAGAGUCUGUAAGUGGCAGUUUCAUAUCUGUCAAGAUCAGUGACAAAGGGAGGAAAGCUGCCAUGGUUCUUUGUUGGGCUUUUCAGCACCAUACAAGGAUUGAUUGUGUCUGUUGGUAAUCUGCAGACAAGCUCUUUUCUUUGAGCUGUCUCUCCAGUGUUCUUUGGGCAAAGUUGGUACUGAAAGUUGGGUGUUGUGUGGCCCCUCUUAACUUUACACUGUCAAGUAGCCCCUCUGAACUUUAUACUGCAACAUACUCAUAAAUGAGGCACUUUGGAGUUGACGGUUAAACAAUUCAAUAUUCCACAGCCCUAUCAAUGUUAAGCUGCCAGUCUGCUUUGCUUUUGUAUGGAUGACAUUUUAAAAGCUGGACUAUUUGGCUUGGCCCCAAUCUAUUGACUGUUUCUAUCAAAGUGUGCUCUGACCAGGACUGCACUCGACAACUCUAGACAAUGACGGGAAUAGAGGAAGAUGAGCUGGCUACUUUUGUUAUGAUUGCUGUUCAGUCAUGUCCGCAUGGAUUCAUGUGCUCUACUUGGUUGUAGGCCAAUCUGAGGCUGUGGCUGGAUUUGGCCCAGGGGGCUGGGUCUACACUCUUUUUUUACACUCAGUUUGAAUCAUACCGAGCGAGUGAAUCUCUGUGUAUAUGUGAGUGUGUGCGCCUGUGUGUGUCAGCCUCUCCACAGCUGUAUGAGAGCUCUCCUUCCUCAUCAAACCUUAUUGUGUCUGACAGAGAGCUUUGAUGGAUCCAAACAUAAGCAGCUGUUCAGAGCAAGAGGAGACUGAAUCACAUUUAGCAGCAGCUACAGCUGCUCACACUCCACUCUCUUUCUUUCUCUCUCACUCUCUUGCUCUGUUGCUCUGUGAACCGAAUGGACCAACUGGUGACUGUUUUAAUUUCACAUCAGUGUUCGCAGACUUUCACCAGAACAAAUUUUUCAUAAUGAUGACAGAGAGUCUCACAGGAGCCUUGCCUAUUUCUUCAGAGAAACACGGCUCCUGGAUUAACCUCUCUUUGUGUACAGUCAGCUUUGAUCUGCAGCUGAGAGAGAGAGAGAGAGAGAGAGAGAGAGAGAGAGAGAGAGAGAGAGAGAGAGAGAGAGAGAGAGAGAGAGAGAGAGAGAGAGAGAGAGAGAGAGAGAGAGAGAGAGAGAGAGAGAGAGAGAGAGAGAGAGAGAGAGAGUGUGUGUGUUUGGUGUAUGUGUGCACAAUUUACAAUUAAAUAUGAAGUUAAAAACUGAAACCAUGCAAAUCAUCAAAUUCUGUUAUUAAUAGUCCCACCUUUUUCAAAUCAGGGUUUUAUGCAGUCUAUGAAGCAGAUUAUUAUAGGACAUAUCAGAUGACAGAUUGGCACACAGUGUCAUGUGAGGCACAUGCUAAUGGGCUACAAUAUGCAUAUAAUGAACACAUAGCCAUCAAAAAUACAAAAACAAACAAAGAACAGGAUUAAAAAAAGAGGGAAAAUGGCACCAAAAUAUAGUCCCAUGAACAGCACGAUAUGAUUUAGUCUGUGAGGAGUGCAGGUCCCAAUAAAAGGCUUCCCCAGCUGACAAGUGCUGUCAGAUAAGUUGGUUUAUUGACAUGAAACUUCUAUAAAGAACUUACAGUUUGUGUCAUUCUUGGCGCCCCAUGUGGACAAAACACUCCUUGCUUAUCUUGUCAUUUACAUAAUCAACUAGUGUCUGACCAAAAAAUCUCAUUCUGCAUUAAAAAUUACAUUAGAGAAACUGUCAAUCCCGUUGCUACUGGUCCUGUUUGCUUCAUCAUUAUCAACAUAAAUUCCAUGUUAUUUCAUAAAUUAAAAAAAACUCAUUACAGGACUGGAAAUUUUGUGUGUGAUAUUGACAAUAAACAUUACCCCAAUGAUUUGUGGGAUUUUGCCGAUACUAUGCGAUGCUACGAUGCUUUGGACUGCUGACAAAGCUGCAGUAUGAAACUGACCAGGUGAGAGGACAGGUAGUAAUCAUUAGCCUCAAUGUCAGCUUCCUGUUAUGCUGUCAGAGGCUUUACUUGUAGCAGAAUACCCACAAUGCAUCUCUGCAGCUUAGCAUCGUCUUCCAUCCAGCUGCCCCAUCACCCCCAUAUCUCGACUCUACUGUUUCCACAUCUCACUAUUCCAUCUCUCAGACACACACACACACACACACACACACACACUGACAUCAUUUCAUCUCUUUCUCUCUCUGACAUCCCGGCCGUCACGCCUCCCCUCUCUGGGCUGAGCCAGAUAAGCAGGUAAUUCAUCAUCUCAGUGAAAGCUGCACACAUGUACACACACACACACACACACACACACACACACACACACACACACUCUCUUAUCAGCUCUUCAGGAGGACCGUGGCAAGCUCACACCGGGUCUCCGUCUGAAAAUGGCCUCCGAGCGCCACAUUACCAUGACAACAUUCAAAUUAUCCCCCCAAUGACAAGAGGCAAAUUAAUAUAUUUCCCAUCAUCCCUCUGUGCCUGCAGCCCUCAAUUUGUGCUUCUAUUAUUGGUGGAGAGACAGAACGGUUAAAGUGAUCCCCGGCUGUGCGAGGGAGGCCUUUAUAAAUGCAAAUUACCCACGAUGCCUUUCUGUGAGCUGAACAAUGCAGAGAAAGAGACAGUGUGUCUGUAUGAAGUGAUACAGCUUCACUUUUUCUCUCCGCCGCUUGUCUUUUAUUUACAGCAGGAACAGCACAUCUAUUCAGUCGCACAAUAAAACACAAUCAGACAGAAAUAUGACAGAAACCAGCCCGCACAUUCAGAGAGAGUCGCAGGAAUAACUGAGUCAGGAUGAAGAGGAAACAAUGAUGAAGAUAGGAUGAUGAUUGCAGCUGGGGAGCGGUUUGCUAAAGAAACAGAAGAUGAUUUUAUUUCCCCUCAGAGUAAAGUAAAACCUCAGAAGAGCCGUGUGUUUGACAGUUGAAGAGUUUGAAACUGUUUCACAAUAAAAGCAGAUAGUGAUCAUGAACCUGCAAUCUGGGGAGGAGUGUCAGGAAGGGAAAGAAAUGAGUCAGAUAUCUCUGUGUGGGUCCAGAACAAAGUCACAUGGAUUUACAAGGAUAUAUUUUUGUGGUGUUAAUAAUAAGGCACUGUUUGAUACAAUUUCAACUAUAGUGGAGCAGAUAAGUGACGUAAUCGUUCAGUUGGUGAUACAAGCAUUGUAUCAAAAUUGGCAUGAGCAUUCUUCGUGGGUCACUUUACCAGAAAAGUGUACUGAAAGAGCAUGACACAUAUGUGGCUUAUGAGGCUAGAUAUGUGUGGGGACGGGCAUUUAAGCAAAGCCAGAAAUGCCAAGCCCAUCUGACUGGGGAUGGAUAAAAGAAGAUGACGAAUGGAGAAUCUUUUGGACUCCUCUUCCUCUUGUUGCAGAGAGUUCUUGAGAGUUGACCAAAUGUGGGUGCACCAAGGAUUGUACUGGACAAUGCAAGUGCUUCAAAUAUGGACUCACUUGCACAUGUCUAUGUAGUUGCUCCCUUGUGACUGUUACCUUGUUGUGGUAAGGGAGCUUGCAUACUUCCGUGAAUCCUAAGAGCUAUGCCAUUGGAAGGCAACUCCUGGCAGGUUUUACCAAAUUGGACAGGUCAAGGGCGAGGAGUUGGACAAAACACAGUCAAGCAUUUUCUUGUAAAGUGACUUGUGGAAAAUGGUCUUGCCAAUUUUCGUGUUUAUAUCACCAAGUUUACAUGAUAUUACUGCUGUAAUGAGACGGUGGCCAUCUUUUAAAUGGCCGCCAAAGGGAAAUUUCAAGAUGCUUGGGGCACUUUCUUGUUAAGUGACUCAUGAAGACUGUUCAUACCAAUUUUCACAAGUAUAUCACCUAAUUGUUCCACUUAGGUAGCAGCCAUCUUGAAAAAUGGAAGCCAUCUUGAAAUUUGAAAUGGCUGGGACACUUUUUUACUGAAGUGACCCAUGGAGAAUGUUCAUGCCAAUUUUCAUUCUUGUACAACCGACUGAAUGAUUCUGGCUAAAAUUUGUACUUGGCCGCUGUGCUACUAGAGCACCUCAAUAACAGCAAAAAAAACGAAACGUGAUCAUCUUGAUUGACAUUGCUAUUACAAUAAUAAGAAACAAUUACCAGUUAUUUGACAUCUGCAUCACAUGCAUUUACGCAACUUAAGCUUCAAAGACAAGGUAAGCGAAGGCUGCUUUGUUGACAGGGGCCGCCAAAAAAGACACAAGUCACAAGUUCCUCACAGGAGUUUUAAGCAGAAUGUAGAGGGCGUUGGUGUGUGAUGGUAGGGGCCUGGGGGUCCUCUCACUGUAAAAUUUAGUCAACAUAUUUUUUUUACUGUAAUCCUGAUGAUUUUUGAGUACUAAAUUCAUUUGGAAGGCAAUGCAACAACAGCUAGUUCACCCUUGUAUGAAAAAAGAGCUUCAUCCAGUUAAAAAUGUGGUGCCAUAUAUCAUCUUGUUUUUAAAUGAAUUGAUUCACUGAAGACAUAAUACAGAGUCCAGUCAAUCUUUCAAGGCUGCAUGUAUUCCAAGAAAGGUUUGGGGUUCUGGUGAAUCUGGACAGAAGAAUACUUGUGGACUUCAACCAACCUUGACAAAUACCAAAUCCAGCAGCCAUUUCCCCGCAUUUACUCUAUUCUGUCUAAACACAAUUUAAUGGUUGUAUGAGUUUGUUUUUAAAGGCUCAAGCAUAAGCCCAAAGAACAAAAAAAAGAUGUUUCUGGACUGUAGUGUUAAAGGGAAAAUAUCAACAAGCAGUGUUAAAGGGAACUUUUUAACAGAAGACACGUUUGAGUUGGUUAUCUGCAUAUUUCUGCACUCUGAUGAUCCACGCUGAGCAAUUCACCGCCGAGUGCUGACAUUCAGAUUCCAUAUGUGACUGUGUGUGUGCGCGUAUGUGUGUGUAUGUGAGUGUUAUCAGAGAGAAGGAGCUGAGACUUUCUCUCUGCACCUGCUGCUCUUCAUCACAGCUCUGAUGAUGAUUGACAGCUGGGACAGAUCCAGACCUCCCUAGAGAGAAACCUGUUUUCUGCUGAAAGCCUCACGGGGCUGACAGCUCCAGGGAGAGACAAAUUGAGCAACCUGACCUCCGUGAAGACUGUGGAAUGAUCACACCUGCUCCCAGCCCCAGGUUUCUUGAAAACAAGGUUCAAACUUGAUUUGAAAUAAUGGAUACUUUCCCCUUUGUAGUAUGCAGAAGACCAUUUUGUUGUUGAACAGAACAACCCUGCAUCAUCCAUAAAGGCGGGACAUUUUAUUUUCUUUGUUUGGCCAUUGCUUGAAUCAAAUAUGAAAUAAAACAGACAAGAAAGAGUUCGAAAGAGAUAUAAAUUAUAAAAAAAACUUAAAUAUUAUGAAAUACAAAUUUGUGCAGCAUCAGUUGUGUCUGAACUGAGUUUCCUCUGCAGGGUAUCUGGGCUCAGACCCAUGCAGAGUGAGGAGUUUAGAUGGUAGCUCACAGGUAGCUCACAGGAAAGCAAAGCAACCCAACCCAACCACUCCUUCCAUCAAAAGGAUUCAGUUCCAGUGGUUCAUCAUCUGGUUGUGAUUCUCCUGGGCAGCUCUCUUGUUUGUUUGUUUUUUUGGUCCAAUUUCCUUGGAGGAGAUCUGGUGAGAGGGAAUUUUAUAUUCUGUCUGGUUUGGUAACACCUCAGGAUCCUCAUUGUUGGCUAGAAGAACAUCUGCACUGAGAUUUUUGAUGUGCUGCCACAUUGAAUCGGCCCAGGUCAGGGUUAAAAAUAGAAGAAUGAGCAGGUUCCUGAGCAGGUGUGAAAACCUGAGCUCAAUCAGACAGUGAAGUCUUUGGAAGUGAAAAUGAGAUUUGAAAAGCAACACCUGAUAUGUUUGAUGGUCUGUGGAGAGUUUGGAGUAUUUAUUGUCAGCAGGUGAAAUCUGAGACAUUCAUGUAUUUCAAAGUUUGAAGUGACCUCUCAUCACUACAGCCUGCCUUUUAUAACGAUGGUGUUUUAAAAUAAGACUCUUCAUCUGGCCAGAGGAGGAUGAGGAUGAAGCAGUCAGCAGAGGUAUGGAGAGUUUAGAUAAACCGCUCCUCAGAGGUUCAGUCAGUCUGUUUUUAUCUGCUGUGCUCUAAUCUCUUCUGUUUAAAUCUAAAGAUGUUGAUAACAAUCUGUUUGCAUCAGCUGGCUGCAGGUGUAUCUCACUGUCACAGAUACUCUACACUGCGUACUUUACUUUCUUCACACACAAGGCAGAGAGCAUGAUGGGUAUGGGAACACUCCAUCAGCUCUGUGGACAGAUCACUCUUUAAAUUCAAGUCCUUUCAAAAGUGAGAAAAAGAGAAUUUCCUGUAAACCAAAAUGAUUUGAUAAGUAAUCUACUCUCACCAGCCAAUUUAUUAGCUACACCUUGCUAGUACGGAGUUGGACCCCAUUUUGCCCUCACAACUGCUUUAAUUUUCCCUGACAUACUUUUAGGUGUUGGCGACAUUUAACAGAGAUUUUUGUCCAUAUUAACAUGAGAGCAUCACGCAGGUGCUGCAGAUUUGUCAGCUGCGCAUCAAUGAUCCGAAUCUCCUGUUCCAUCACAUCCCAAAGGUUCUCUAUUAGACUGAGAUCUGGUGACUGUGAAGGCCACUGGAGUAAAGUAAACUCAAUGUCAUGUUCAAGAAACUAGUUUGGCCUAGACCUUGAGUGUGCCAAGGAAAUAUCCCUUACAUUGUUACACCACCACCACCAAGGCAGGAUGGAUCCAUGCUUUUAUGUUGUUUGCACUAAAUUCUGACUCCACCAUUUGAAUGUUGCAGCUGAAAUCAAGACUUCUUAGACCAGAUAACUUUAUUCCAACCUUCUUUUGUCCAAUUCUGGUGAGCCUGUGUGAGUUGUAGCCUCAGUUUCCUGUUCUUAACUCACAGGAGUGACACCUGGUGUGGUCUACUGCAGCUGUAGCCCAUCUGCUUAAAGGUUCAAUGUGUUGUGUGUGCAGAAAUGAUAUUCUGCAUACCUUGGUUGUAAUGAGCAGUUAUUUGACUUACUGUUGCCUUCUAUCAACUAGUCUGCCUAUUGUCCUCCACCCUCUGACAUCAACAAGGCAUUUUUAUCCACACAACUGCUGCUCACUGAAUAUUUUCUCUUUUUCAGACCAUUUUCUAUUUUUUCAUAUUGUCUGAUCUUGAUUAUUAUCACGAUUAUUUUUAUAUUUUUUUAAACUGCCAGUUUUAAAGCAUUAUUAAUAUAUUUUUUCCCCUUGGGGAUGAUGAAGACGCCUUAAAAUGUAAACAUUAGAUGAUAAAUAUAGAUGAUACGAUUGAUUGCUGCUUCGGUCUGGUGGUUAGUUGUGGCUAAACUGCUAAUGCCACUCAUGCCGUCUGCAGUGGAAGGCUUCGCUCACAUUUUCAUGCUUUCUGCAUAAUCACCCGGGAAGUUCUUCUUCAAAUGAUUAAACGGAUCUGUUGAAAGGUCUCUCCAAAGAAAUAAUGGAUUUCUUCUUUUAUUAAAGGAUCCCACAAAGGGUGAGACUUCAGCUCUCAUGAGUAAAAACUGAAAUUCAAGUGAUUGAACGUGGAGUCAGUUUGCCUUGUCUGUAUCACAUAUAAAUUGUGUAGCUAAUUGGUCACCAAAAGUUUUCAUCACACAAAUCUGGUUCACUGUGAACAGUACUGACCUGAGGGAUCCUCAGCUGCCUUGGCUGCAACAGUGCAAUAUGUUGAAGCCUGUCCAGGCGUUUUAUCGGCUUCACAUCUCACAAUGAGUGGGAAUAUUGGCACCUUGUCCAUGCUAUGUAAAGUCAAUUGUGUCAGAUAACAAUGUCAAGUUGUGUGUUGAUGUGAGAGCCGCUGAAUCUGACAGUCUGUGACAUGUUUUAUAUUUUCAAGGCAGAUUUUUAACUCUGGUGUUAACGGGUAUUUUUAUGUCCUGGCAUUACAGAAGAUCUUUUGUUUGAUGGAUCUGUUUGGACUGGAACAAACAAACCUACCAAACUCUUUCCUCAACACUUCACACAACAAUAGACCCCUACAUGGUUUGUGUUAGUUGCGUGAUGUGUUCAGACAUCGGCACAUACACUCACACUAAUGUGAAUGAGUCAAUAGAGUGACACAGAUUUUCCAGUGUUCUUUCUUAUAAACCUGCUGAGGUCCACCUGUGCAGUGACAAUGAUGUAUCCUGACAUGUCACCAGGUGUUAACAGGAGUUUGAGUUUGACACACUUGUUUUGUUCCAACCAAAUCACCAAGCUGUGUCUUCAUUCAGGGGCUGCAUCCCAAAAAGGGCCCUUCUCGUUUGUAUCCUGAAGAGACUGUUAAAGCAGAUCUGAAACAAGAUGGUCGGGUCUAGGAUGGAUUUCUUGUUGAAGUCAUCAUUUAUUUUGACCCUGUUUGCCAUUCUCCUCACCAAGCAAAUUGAACAACCUGAACCAGCUGACAUCACAGGGCCUCCUUUUUUAAACAUAUCAGUUUCCCAGCCAGAUUUAGUGAAAACCAAAUGCUCACAUUUAAUAGUGCUUGACUUGUCUGCUCAAGUCAACCAUGUCAUCUGAACUGGCACUCUGUGACUCUUGGGAUAUUUUAGGGAUCCUGGAUGCUCCUCAUAGUCGUACUAAUAAUUAUAAUGAUAGUACAUUUUAUUUUUAUAGCAUUUUUCAUGGCACUCAGAGAAACUUUACAUGGAAGAAAACACAGUAGUAAAUAGGAUAAAAACACAUUACAAAGAAAGGCUAAAGUACAGUCACAUCAAUGAUUAAAAGCAGAUUUAAACGGGUGGGUUUUGACGAGGGAUUUAAACUUUGAUAUAUCACUACAGUCCCAGAUGUGUUUGGGGAGAGAGUUCCAGAAGGAGGGGGCAGCUCCCCCCAGGUUCGGCGUGUGGUCCUCAGAGCAGAGGUGAGGAAGUUAGAGCCUGUGGAUUGGAGGGUGUGGGGAGGAGUGUUGGGGAGAAGCAUGUCAGUGACGUAAGAGGGAACCUGAUUAUGGAGGGCUUUGAAGGUGAGGAGAAGCAUUUUUAACUGAAUGCAUUGGUGAACAGGAAGCCAAAGGAGGUUUUGGAGGACUGGUGGGAUGUGGUCGUGUGAACGUGUGUGGUUGAGGAGGCGAGUGGCAGAGUUUUGCAUGUAAUGUGAUUUAUUGAUCAUUUUUUAAUACCAUACAAGAGACUAUUGCAGUGAUCAACUAUAGAUGUGAUUAAAGCAUGGAUCAGGGUUUUAAAUUGCAGAGAAGGAGAGUGAAGGUUGGAGAUGGGCGAUAUUUUUGAGGUGAAGUAAUGCAGCAGUAACAUGCAACAGUAUGUAAUAUAUAUCCUUUAGCAUGUCAGAGAAGAAACCUUUGAAAUGGGGCAGCCUUGUCAAACCACUGUGAUGCAACAGCUCUUGAAAUUUGUCUUCUAAACUCUUCAAAAAGGACAUGGCUAUAUCUUGUGUUAACAUGGUUGUGUAGUUAAGCCCUCGUUUGACUCAGCAGUUAGAGUAUGUGCUCCAUGUUGCUUGUUUUCUACUUUUUUUUUUUUGCAGGGAACCAAGAGUAGAGCUGGGAUUUCAACAUGUCACCUUUCUUUUUCUUUCUCCAGGUGGAGGACGCCAUGUUGAUGUUUGACAAAACCACCAACAGACACAGAGGUGAGAGUGCAGCCCGUGUCCUAAUACUAAUUUUGAUCAAUAGACACCACUGCUGUUAAGGUGUUGCCCCUGUAUCACAAGAAGUAUACAAGAUCAUGCUGCCCUAAUCACACUCACACACUUUUGGUUACCACAGCAACAGCUAAACCAGGAAGUAAAUGUCCUCCAAGAUUUGUUCCCCCUGAAGGUCGGCUCAUUGUUCAUCACAGAUAACUUUCACUGAGACACCGAUCUAUACUGAACCUGUCCCCUUAUCAUACUGAUUCUCCACACUGUGACUGACACACACACACACACACACACACACACACACAGCCGAACACACAUUUAUUUCACCAAUCACUUUAAUUAGCCUCGUUUCCCCUUCAGCCAUUUUGUCCCUCCGAUAUGUCGAUAUAGAUCUGCUCUGACAUUCUGCUGAUAGGGGUGAUGGAAGAGGAAGGAGGAAGAGGAGGAGGAGGGAGGAGGAGGGGUCAGGUGAGAGAGAACAGGUAGAAAAAUAAAAAGUGCCCCCCUCUUAGUUAAAUAGAAGGCCUCAGACUGAAGGAUGGAGGUGUGUUAGAUAGAGGUGUGUGUGUGGUCUGAUAAGGUUCAGAGAGCUGAUGCUGCACAGAGACGGAGGCAGCGUGAUGGUUAUCUCCACCAAGCCCUUAUCUUAGGGCCUUAUCUGUGGCUUUAGCAGUCCACCCUCCACCUCCUACAAGCACACACACAAACACACACACACAAACACACACACACACACACACACACACACACACACACACACACACACACACACACACACACACACACACAGAGGGCUUAACAAAGAGACAGAAGACGUGAUAUUGUCUGUCUUUAGCUAUGUUUUAAACAGACAGAUUUCCUGCUUGAAACAAAAAGUUAUAAAAAAUAAGAAGUAAAGACAUUAUUGGAGUUUGUUUCUCAUAUUCAUAUUUACUUUUGUAAUAAUUCAGGCUGCCAGCGUAUGCGCAUAUAACAGGAUGAGAUCAAAGGUCCCAAAUUAACAAGAUUUUUGGUUUAUUCCAGAAUUUUAAAGACACUGUUGUUUUUUUGGCAUUAAUGUAAUGUAAAUGAUACAUUUAUAAAGCAUUAGGCUCUGCUCAUUACACUUCAUAGCUAUAAUUAGUAUGGAUGUUUGUAAUCACUCAUAAGAAUUUCUGUUAAGCCUUAUAAAUGCAUUUAUAAUACUUGAAAUGUGCUAAUAAUAUAUUAUAGCUGGUGGGUUUAUUUAAAGUGUUGCCAAAGUUCCCAAAAAUACAAGCCUGAAAGUCCUGAAAUUUUAGCCCAGCUAAAAUCCACAAUAGUUUGGAAAGCGUGUGAGAUUCUAAAAUUAUCCAAACAUUGGCAUUUUACAGUUUCAAGUCAAAUUUCUUGAGACUUACAUAUUUUUUUACACUUAACGAUGAUCAACUUGUUUCCUUUAAACGACGCUUCUGACCUCUCAGUCUGACCUCUGCUGGGAUCUCAGCAUGACUCGUAGGCUCCCUGUCACAUGCUGCAGAUUUCCCCAUUACCCUCUCCCAACUGUGCGUGUUUGAGUGUGUGUGCGUGUGUGUGCAUGUGUGUGUGACUUACUGCUGAAAUCACUGCUAUAAAUAAUCUAUGUGUGGUAAUAACCAGCUGUGUCUGACCUCGACUCCUCCAGGUCUGUGUCCGGUAAUGACUUCAUAGCUGUCUGUGAUUGGUUCAUGUUUUAUUGAGACGCCUACUGCUUCAGAGCGCAAUACAGUAGGAGGCAGAUUUCAGGAGAGACCACAACUUCUCUUUCAUCUGUAUUUAGAUUUCACCAUUGAUCUGUUGGCUUUUCUCAAACAUUAAUUAGACAGAAGAAAAAGAAUUACCUUCCUACAGUUUGGCUCAGAGGUCUAUGUCUGGACCAUCUCUCUGUUUUCCAAUCAGGCAGAGCUGACACCCCUGUUCCUAAUCUCGGCUUUUGUCCUGGAGCAAAGAAACCUGGGUACAAAAAUUAUGUAUUGACUUAGAUUUAAAGAAAAAAGGAUAGUUUGAGCGAAAUCUCCAUAGUUUAAGACACUAGACAACACUGACGAAAAGAGGAAUUUAACCUUUAACACAGGUCUGACUGCUCUACCUCAGGUGGUAGUUUUAGUUUGUGUUUACCUCAGUGUGUGAAGUUUAAGUCUGGAACAAGUGAUGGGAACUUCUCAGUGAACUCAGACCAAGAGUUUCAGUGUCGGUUUACUGAUUGACCCAAAGGCUCAAGAUCACUAGAGGGCUCCUUUCAGUCUCCUUUCAGAAUGUAACCCAGAUAGUGAAUUCUGCUGCUUGGUCCAAUUAAUGCCUUUGUGGGCGCUGCUCUCUCAGAGUACUACCACAUAUUGGAAAACCAGUUAAAUGUGAAAAUGUGGCAUCCCCACAUUGUGACCAUUGACUUUUCUUUCCCAUAUUUGGAUUAAUUAUUUGUUUGCCCCCCUGAAGUCGGAUUUCCAACUCGGAAAGUCGGACAAUCCUCGCCAACUCUGACUUCAUGACAACGUCAUAAUCAAAGAUGGCAGCGCAGUGCAUCAACAGUAAACAGUAACAGUAAAAGCUCUCGUAAUGUAUUAUUUAUUAGAGCUUCUGUUUAGUUUUUGUGAAAUUAAAUAAGUGGUAUAUCUUGUACUGCCCAACGUCUAACUGUGAACACGGUGCUAUGGUGUUUGCAAGAGUAAAUACUGUGUUAUGCUUUGGCCAACAACAGCUAACAACCGCUAACAACAACUGAUAACAGCUAACAACAGCUGACAAUUGUAAACAAUAGCUAACAACGGCUAACAGUAGACAUCCAUCUUGGUUUUCCUACUUGUUCACUGGAACACCAUCAACUCGGGUGUAAUGUCAUUCCCAGCUCCGACAUCCAACUUCCGAGGUCACUGGAACACAGCACUAGUCUUUCCUUUUUAAAAAUUUCAACUCUGUUCUUGAAUAUUGGCCUUUUUUUCUUUAAGUGCAUAAAUAUAAUAAUAAUAAUAAUGAUAAAAAACGUCAUCUUCCCUUUCUCGUGUUUUUCCCUCAUUCCUAGAGCACUUCUCUAUAUACAUUAUAGAGUUCCCACUAGCCUGCUGUGAAACAACCCCUCUCUUAGUAUUUGGACCUCAGCUCCUUUUCAGCAACCUCAGCCCCUCCAGCACUGAGACACUCCUCGUCCUUAACGACAACCUUGAAGGAUAUUUUCUCUAACAGGCAGCCGCUGCCUCCCUUCACUCUCUCCAAGUAUUGAUAACCUCCUUUCCAAUGAACCUAAUUACAGCUGCCAAACACAGCGCCUCCUCUAAUGGAUCUCCCCAAGGGCGAGGUGAUGAACACUCAGCUUCAUCCUCUUCAUCUCUCUUAGCUCGUCUCCUCCGCCCAAGCUCUGGACAGAGGCUUGAAGGGGGUAAUUAAAACACAGAGUUGUUCUCGAGGAGCGUGUCAGGACUCGUCUGUCUGACCGCUGCUGCUUGGCAGGCCGCGGGGCCUCGGGAUGACCCGUUUGUCGUCUUAUUAACUCGUCCAGAAAGAGAAAGUGGCAGAUGGAGAGAUGGAGGUCAACAACACAGAGGCUGAAGGAGUGAAACAUGAGGAAGACAAACAGAGAGGCAGAGUGCAGCCUGCUGCAAAGAGGGGAGGGUGUGUGUGAAGUGAACACACACACGCACACACAAAAAUGUUUGUGUCUGUUAUGUGAGACUGAUGAAGAUGCUGCACUGAGCGGCUUGUUUUCACCUUAAAGGCCAACACAUUCAGCUAGUGUUUCAUUAACAUAACAAGGACGUUAUUUUAAUGGAUGCAUUUCCAAAGUGUUCAUAAGUCUUCAUAUUUUGUGUGCAGAGUGCAGUGCUGGAGGUUAAUGAGAGUUGCUCUCCAGGGUUUCUGCUGCUGGAGGGAGUGAAUAUAAACUAUGUUGGGUUGUGCAAGAAGGAGGGAUGAGUCAGAAAAGAGAGGAGAGAAAACUAGCACCCGACUAUAUUAACUCUCCAAGUCACUGUUGAUAUUUUUGAUGGCAUUUUUACUUCUCUCUGCUCAGCCUCAAAUCCUCAGGUAAAUCAGUGAAAACAACAAAGGUUUUUGAUGGUGCUGGGUGUGACACUGCGUUUAUAUUUGACAAGCUAGGAUGAAAAUGAGUCCUGUACUUGAGUUGACAGUCACAAACAUCUCUGCAACAGCAUGAAUUUUGUGGAGUUUUUUAUUUUGUUUUAGUCUGAGUCAUUCUCUCUUUUUGUUUAUAUCAAGAUUCAGUCAGAUGAACUCAGAGUUAAUUUUAGUCUUAGUCAGAAUUCUCUCACAGUCUUAAGAUAGCUGUUAAAGAAAGAUAUCUCUCCUGGUUGUGAAAAGCUGUGUUAAAAAAAGAAUAUCUGACUAUGUUGGUCAUUUUGGCUGAAAAUGUGUUUCUUACUGAUGGUGCGUUCAAAACAACACGAAUAAAAUAAUUCUUGCGAGUGAAUUAAAUGUAAAGUCAAUGUAAGACACGAUGUCGGGCAAUGCAAAUGACGCAAAGUCGGAUUGUAGAAGUAAAGUAAAGGUGGAGGUGUACUGUGAGGUAGCUUGGCUCUGUAAGUUGAAAUUCACAGAAGUAGUGUGGUUUUCUUAUUGCCAAGGUGUUGUGUUUAUCUUUUCUACCUUGCCUACUAAACAUUCAAAACAUUCAGUCUAGAGAGUUACUGUGUGUCCAUGAAGCCGGUCAUCAUGCAUCCUUGUUAAGUACCUUGACAGACACAGCAGGGUGCUUCGUUUUCAGGUGUCCUCCUUUGUCCUCUCAUCUGGUAACCACAAGGCACUCCCCUUUAGUUGAGGAUGAUAUACUCGGUCUAGUCUUUGAUGAAACUUGUCCACAACUGAUCCGUUUUCUUCCUCCCCCCAGUAUUCUCCAAUACUAACUGAACAACACUCAUGUUGUGUUUUUGUGGAGGUAGAGAUCUUCUUGUGUUAAAAGGUCAGAUAAGAUUUCUUCAACAAAAAAGACUUACGGUACAUCUGUCUUCUAACACUUUAAGUUUGUCAUUUAUUUAUAUCUUGUACAUCUUCUCAUCAAUUGAAUUCUUCUGAAGGAUCAUCAGGGCCUUUAAAAAUCUGUGAAACUGUGUAAAUAUUUCUUAUCUUCAGGCUACAUGCUGUAAAUUCUCACAGCUUAUGUUGUCCUGUGAAGAGGGUCUGUCAGGUCUUUUAAACUCCUGCUGUAUACUCUAUCUCUGAUAGGAUCCCAUCCAGAACUAAAUUUUCAGCAUUCUAUGAGAGACUCAGAGUUUUCCCUCUGUUUCGUCAGCUCUGGUGUUUGUCGAGGAUUUCUGGCAUCAAGCUGUGACUUUGUCACCUUGAGCUUCGCUCUUUGGUUCUGGUCCAACCUGUCACUUAAUCAGAGCGGCUCUGUUCCUGUUGCUCAUUGAUCGCUGGAGGGACAUUUUCCAGAUAAGUGAAUCGCCCAAACAGGAGUUAAAGACGGAAAGAGAGAGAGAGGAUUUGUGGGGUAAGGUCUCGAUAUCAGACAGUUUUCCACAGCUUUCCAAGGUGAGGCUUUGUGGGUUCAUAAAACUUAUUGUAUAAACUUGUUCAGCGCAAGGACAGUAUUUAUCAUUGUCAAAGCUGAUCUGUAUUUAAUGUUAGAGAACCUGAACUCACUGUCAAUCAGCACCUCUCGGUGACCCUCUGAUAAAAAGCCUUUAGUGUUAGUUUUACUCACGUUGUGCACUAGUAUCAACAUAUGAUAACAUGUGAUAUGAUGUUGGCGGCUCAUCUUGCUUUAAUGGUUUUUGAUAAUUCUCUGAGUAAGAUGGUGCUUUUUUGAAUUUCGGAAAUGCCUUACACGUGACAGUAAAUAUUGCUAGUCACCAACUGAUGUGCAAGAAAAGUGCAAUGUGUGUUGAUGAGUGCUUUGCUUCCAGCACAGUUUUCCCUCCGUGUGUAACUUCUCUAUGAAUCCUAUUAAAUUCGACUGGAUCUGCAUAUUAGAGUGUGUAAGAUCAUGAUCAGGCAUGUUAUGGGCCAAUGUGUUUAUCUGUGAGGUGUUCCUCUCCUUCCUGUGGUUUCUGUCAUUAUGUAGAGCAGACACUUCUAUUACCGAGGCCAUGCUGAAGAUGAGGUCACUGCUUCCAGCUACAUUAAACCCAGUUAAGAGCACUUUGGCUCAGCAGGAUUACAGAGAGCUGAUAGCAAGAGGAGAGCACUGGAACAGUACUGAUGAGAGUGGAGGUCACUGAGGGCGGUGCAGGGUCUCUGUCCUGAUAUCAUUUUCUCCUCUACAGUGUAAUGAAAAUUGUUUUCCAUUAUAGCAGCACUUAAAUGAUGAUAUUGUAUUAAAAAAUCUCCAGGUGAGCUCAGUCUGUUUGUCCUAUGUACAGAUUUGAAGUCCUCGAUGCAUCAGAUAUAGAACUGACUCCAGGCCAUGGCUAUUUGGGUUAUGUCUGCCGCGCCCUUGUCCUGAUGUACCCUGGCCCUGAAUUUAACAGUCUGAAGAUAAAAAAUAAUCAUUAAAGAAUGUCCAAGAUAAAAAAUUUUCCACAUUGAAAUGAAAUGUAUCGUACAAUAAUGUACUGUACUGUAUCAAUGGUAUCAUAUAUUAUUGUGACAUACCACUGGGAACGUAUUGUUACAUAUUAUAUACAAUAAUGUCCCAUUGUACCAUUCAGCAUCCUGUCUUAACAUGUUGUUCCCUAUCAUAGACUGUAUAUAGAAUGAAUGCCGCCUGCCUCCUUGCUGGGUGAAGCCACCCUGAGAACAGCACCCUCUGGUGACGGGCUGCAGUAUAGGUCAUAAAUCCCGCCUCCUCCAGCAAAGCUGAUGGAGCUGUUGGCAAACUUCUGAAACUAAUUACACAUAAUAUAAGUUUUUCACCCCUUUGGUUGUAAUGUUGACAUUUAGUUAUUGUAAGGCUGGUUUGUGCUCAAGUCAUUUUUUUCUGUACAGCUCUGUUCUUAAAAGUUACUAGGGGGUUCAUGUUUUCUAUGAUUGACACUUGAUACAGCCUAUGGGCGUAUGAAGAUUGCAAAACUCAUCACAGUGACUCUCGGCGACUCUCCCGCCGAAAGCGUACAAUGCCACUGCGCAAGCGGUGAAGUGUGUACGACGCUACUGCGCAAUGUUGGUUUCAGUAAAUGGAGAAAAAUCGCAGAAAUACAGAAAGCUUUUCGGCUUCAAAUCUGUAUACUGGUGGAAAUUAGAACAAAGUUAUCCCUAGUAUAGACAGUCUAUGUUCCCUAUUAGGUAGUUUAAUAUAGUUCCCUAUGUUUGGUUUAGAACAGUGUCAUAACUAGCCAUAUUGUUUUGUAUCAUAAUGUACAGUCUUGUGUUAAGUAUCUUAUGAAUUUAGUCUUAAAAAUACAUCAUUUUUAUUGUAUCAUGUCGCAUUGUGUCAUAUCUCAUUGCUUGAUUUGGUCUUAUAGUGUUGUAUAAUGUCAUAUUUAAAUUUUAAAUAACAUUUUGUAUUUUAGUAUCAUGUUUUCUUGCAUUGUCAGGUAUCAUGUCAGAUACAGUGACCAUUUGGCUUUAAUAAAUAUCCUCAGAUAAUAUUUUCAAAUACUAAUUAAAUUUAAAUCAUUUUAAUCAUUACUUGUCAACAUCAACUAUAUUCUCAUUUCUAAUCAACUUAAUUUGACACUUGAAAAAGAAAUUACAUUUUCUUUGAAGACUUAUCAAUUCUACACAUACCGAAUAGUAUUUUUAUUUAACUUUAAAGACCUGGAAUCACUUAUACUCCGUCAUCUGUAUGUUAAAUCUUACUACUGUUCAUUCCCUUGACAGAUGAUAAACAAUAUGACAGAGGAGACUCUGGUUUACUGGCUAAAAGUUGACAUGCCUCCAAAGCUUAAUUCUACAAUUAACAAACAAAUGAUUUCAGUGAGAAACCCCCCUGUUUGGAUUUGAAGAAUCUGUGUUUGGCUUUGAAGAAAGUAAGAACUUGUUUGUUUGCAGACAUGGGACAUUUUAUCCAUGAAAGCUUUUGCUCUUGCUGCUUUUAUUGUAUGUGGAAUUUUCCGUUUGCGAUAUCUUCCCUUUUAAGACAUUUCCAUGUGCAUUCCCUCUUUCAUGUGUUUCCCAUAUCCCUGGUAGUUCCCUCACCUCACCUCCCCUGUUGGAGGAUUAACUCGACAGUUUAAAGCUCAUUCUCCUGUCACAGAUGUUGGCUUUGAGAUUCAGAUGAGCUCUCUGUGGUAAAGACGUGAAUUUAAAAGGAAAGGAAAUGUAAAUCUGAACAAGCCUGAAGAAUACCGUCUCCUUGCUUGGUGUAUAGUACAAAAACGCUCCUCAAAAACAUGAACAUUUUAAACUUGAAGAGUGCAAACAAGAAACAUAAAGGUUGUAUACAACUGAGUUUGUUGCAUUUGGUGUCUGAAUAUUUUUGCGUUUGAUUAGUAUUCCUAGCGCAUGUCUACAUGUGGGAAUUGGUGGCGUGUGAGCAGUUAAAGUUAAAAUUGUUGUUGCUUGUGCUGAAAAUGAUCAAAUGGACAUGCAGUAUGUGAAUGCGUUGCUGUCCAUGGUGCUGAAGAGGAGCACACUGACAGCUGUCACUAAGAGAGAAAGCACCAUGAACGGCUGAUUUUCUAUGCUUCUCUCUGGCUGGUUUUGAGUGAUUAUUGUGUGUAAUUCCGUCUGGUUCUGCCUUUUUUUGAGUCCCACUGACCUGCUGGAGGACUGCUCUGUCUGUGAUCUCUUAACCUGGGGACAUUUCAUGAAGAGCAAGUGCAGAUUUCAUACUGUCCACUCUGAUCCCUCUUUGUAACACAUCUAAUAGGUCUAUCUUUCCUUUUUGUGUAAAAAAAAAAACAUAAAUGCAUUUUUUCAUUUUCACUCAUAAUUGUUCAUCUCAACACGAUCUGUAAAAGGUUUUUGAUUCUAUAAGCACAAAUUAGCUUCAUAGCUUCCAUCCAUGGUUACUGUCUUUGUGCCAAAGCUUUCCUAUAUGUGAAAGCCCAGACAAUAAUCAGAUCUGUGACUGUAGAUCAGUCUAUAAUACACUUUUUUUUUCCCUGGUGGUGUGCGCAGGUAAAGGAAGUAAUCAAAAACAAUAUUGAUAGUAAACCUACUUCCCUUUGUGGACCAGGUGCCACACGACCACCUUCUGUUUAGCCAUGUUUAAAAAGAGAAAAUAGAGCACAUGAAUUAAUUUAAAGUUUAAACCAUGCAUGUUCAAACUAGUUUUUAUUCUUCUACAAAGCUUUAUAUUCUCCACAGAGGCACACAGAUAUAUUUAAGGUGUGAAAUGAUUAGGAGCCCAUGUUUUAUUAUCCAGGUAAGACAAGUGUAAUCAAAUAUACAUUUAUUUACGUCUCCUGUGAGAGCUCCUCUUACAUCCACACAGCGCUCAGGUAAUCAGCUCAGAUUGAGCAGGGAGAGAUAACAGCGUGCUCAGACUGCAGCGUCUCAUCUGUCACACGUAGAUUUCUAUUAACGCCGUCUGAGAGCUUCUCCUUCAUCUAAUUAGAAAAACUCUCUGUCUGCCUCUUCCUUCUGUCUCUCCUCUGUCUCUCCGCUCCGUCUCUCCUCUGUCUCUGUGUUUCCUCUCUGUGCCCUCUCCUCAGCUCAUCUGUCACACACGUUAGUUGGUUUGAGAAAAGCCUCUCAUGGUUUUCGUCCUGAUGUGUCUCGAGUAAUUAAAGUCCAAAUUGUUUUGAUGCGGCUGUAAUCGCAUUAGCUUGAUUCUACAGAAGAGGAAGGGACAGAGACGGGAUGAAAAAGGAGGAUGAAAUUAGACUGUUAUUUUGUUUCAUCCACAAACUGCAGCCACUGUGUAAUUGUAUCGUUGUAUAUGUGGGUAAAUGUGCAAAUGAACAUUUUUUUUUUACCAGUAUGUUUGCAGAAGGCUUCUGCUAAAACAAAGGUAUUAAAAGCAGAAAAAAGUGGUGUCAGUUUUGCCAAAUUUGUAAAGCUACUGCCCCAAGUACACAAUAUAGUCCUCAUCACAAUGGUUGUCAUGAUUUGGAGCAUGCUAAUCUCCCCUCUCUCAAAUUUCUUUACUCUCUUAAGAUGUCCUAUCAAAAUAAAGGCCAUGCAAUCUAAUAAAAAGAAGAAGAAAAUCGGAAAAUACCAAUAAAUCAGUUCUCUUAUACCUGUUUUUACUGCCUGUUCAGAUCACAAUUUUUAGGUAUUACUGUUCUCUUUUUUAGGAUGUCCAUGGAGAUUUUGAGGUUCAUCUUGUUUGACAGAAAAUAACAGAUACUCAAUGUUGUUGUUUCAGAAUGGCAAGUAUCAUGUCUAGUGAACAGGUGGUUAUGAGAAUUUAAAUCCUGACAUGGUGAGCAGAUCCCUAACAAGAACCAGCUCAGGAUUCUGUGCCCUCUCCUAUAACACAAAAGUUAAUUUUUACAGUAACUUAAAGUUUGUAUUAAACAAAUAUAAAAACCUUAUGUUUGGCUAUAGCAGUUCAUUAAUGCAGCACAGAGAGAGACCAGGUUUGAACCAAAACAAAAAACAGGUGAUUUCAAACUGCAAAUCCUUCUCAUGAUCUCAUGAUGUGUGUGAUCAGUUUGAUCCCAGAAGUGCUGGAGUUGCUUUUGCUGUAGACCAUCAUUGUUAUUUCAGUUUUAGAUUCUAGAAACUGGCAUGGUCUGAUAAUAAAGCAGCCUGUCAGCUCAGCAAAGGAAAAAAAACAAACUGUAAAAUUUGCUGCUGUUGUAUGAUCAAGUAUCUACUUUUUUAAAACAUGAACAUGAAAACUUCUAGAAAAAAAGACUCUUGCUUCCUCCUACAUAAACAAGAUUAAACAUCAAAAUGCUUGUAACUUUGUCAAUUCUAGUUGCUUCGUUCUAUCUCAUCUGUGUUGUUCUUAGCAGGGAUAAAACUGGUUUACAAUGCAGAGGUGUCUUCCCAGCUCCAGUCUGCUGUCAGCUCUGCAGUAAACAUCCUCCCCAUAAAUUUAUUCGUUUUUACUCUUACAAGUCUGUGUCACUCUAUCACAACAGGUCUUUUUCCUACGAUAUUCCUCCUCCUCCUCCUCACUCACCUUGCCUCCUUCUCUCUCAGUCCAUCAGUUUACUGAAUAUAUUUCACUCCCUUCAUUAUAAUGCAGUCAGAUGGCUUGCUGCCUUGAUCGAUUCCUUUGUCCACUCUCAUUCUCUUUACAAGAAAUCCCGCUUCUAAAGAGCUGAAAUAUCCUCUCUCCUCCUCCUUCUCCUCCUCCCCUGCCCUCUGUUUAAGAAGAUUGGUAAAUAAGGGCACAAACUCCCAUUGAUGCAUGCCAGUCUAUUAAUUGACCAACCAGUGUUUCAUCAGGCCAAAUCUCCUUUAAACCCUCCCCUGAUGACAAAGAACUGUUGGUAAACAGCUGUUUAAUUCAGGUCAGAUUGCUGUGAUGUUUUUAUUCCUCCCAUUUUCACUGUUUUGCCCUUCUACCUCAAAAUCAUGCAGUGGAUGACAGCUGAUCCCUGAGUCAUCUGCCUGCACAGUGCAAGCACAGGACCUUUUAUUUUUGAAACACACUGCAGAGAUAUACUGACAUGAAAACAAUGCUAGCACAAAGGUUUUGUUGUUGGAUCUGAGUGAUUAAUUCUAAAACAUGCCUAACAGUUUGAAUAUUUAUCUAGAUCAUUCGUCUUCCUUGUGUCUUUCUAGAGAUUUAGACAUACUUUCAGUCCCUGCAGCCUUUUUUUCUGACUAGAGCUAAACUUGUUUGAGAAGACCCUUUCUUUCGCUUAGGAGACUCUUUAAUCCCCAUCUAUCUCCGUACCAACCACCAAUCUACUCAGCUUUCCUGGGUUUGCAAUCCAUUCACACUGCGGGGCUGAGGAAAAAAAUCACAGAGUUAAAAAAAUACAAUCUCUAAAAGUAUUCAAAACAGGUAAAUCAUCAAAAUCAUUUAGGUUGUUGGUUCUUUGAAAGAAAACCCAGUGUUGAGAUUCUCUGUAUAUUUCAGAAAUAUUUGAUUCAAACUCUAUUACAAAGUCAAAUAUUUUAAAAGUUGUCAUGCUAGCGUGCAGACAGGUGUGAAAAAUACUAAAUUCAAAUUUCUAUAACAAAGUAGAACCAUUCAAAUAUAAUGAAGACAAUUAAGUCUCCAUUAAAAGAAACCUGAUAAUACCAUAGUAUGCUCAACAACUGUAGGAGCACAAAAGUCACACGUUGUAGAUAAGUAAGCAACUGAAAGUAACCUGUUGUUGAUAUAUUAUUUUCUAUUUACUGAGUCCUGCUGCUCCAGGUUGCACUCCUCUGCACUACAAAAACACAGUUCACAAGGAUUUUAAGACUACAAUGUGGAGUGGCAAAUGAGACUUACUCAAGUACCACCUAAUAAGUUGAUAGUUGGCAUCCAUCAGAGAAAUCCUUGUACUGAUUCUUACAAACAGGUCUUAAAACUGCACAUUGGUUGGUCUAAAGUAGCUGAAUGCAGCACUACAGUUUGUGCAGACACAGUUUAUGGAAGAGAAGAAGAAGUUCAUUGAAAUAUGUGCACCUGGAGAUUAACCUGCUGUUAAACUCAAAUAAAUAAUAGAUAUCAAAUAUUUACUUUCUCUAUUAAUUUAGUGACAUUAAAAAGUCACAACAGUUCCUGCUGUGGCCUGAGGAGGCAAUGCCGAGUAUCUACUUUUACACUAACAAAACCGCUGGUCUCUUUUGACAUGAAUUAAAACAAACUCACUUAAAGACUUUGGGACAUAAUUUAAACUCAGUGCUAAUGUUGAGCAAAAGCUGACUUUUGCAGUGUCCUCAUUUGCCAGUCCUACAGUGGGAAAUGAGUAAUGGCACCAAGGUCCUCUUUUCUUUGAUAAACAAGAGUGCGCACUCACACACACACACACACACACACACACACACACACACACACACACACACACACACACCUGUGUUGAUACAGUGUAAAACUAAGAUGUAAUUUGUGAUUAUGCUGUCAUAGUGCUGUGCGUGAAGGUUCUCACAUCUUAAAUUGAGAGAGAUGGAAGAGUAAAAUGACAAAGAAAAAAAUGAAAGAAACACAGGCAUCCUGAUGGAGAGCAAAAACACAUGUACAGACAUUGUUUCCCAUAAAUUCUGUGCUGCUGAAUUUUCACAGUCUGCAGGAACAGAUCCCAAAGUAUUUACUCACACAUGGAGGAGAGCAGCUGCUGUUACACACACACUCACAUAUUGCGCGCUCUCUCGGCUUUGUUUGGAACAGAUUUUUUCUCAGAGAAAAAAUGCAAAUGUUGCUUUCUGUGCCUCUCUUUUCAUUCUUACACAAAUCUGUUAUGAGAAUAUAUAUGUGUGUUCAUGCUGCUUUUGCUGUGUUUGUCUCUUUUUCAGUCAGAGUGAGAGUAGUGGAAUCACAUGAGUGGAAACAUGUUCAUAUCCCUGCUCUGUUAUCAAUGAUCAGAAAAGAAUAUGUUUAUCGCAGUUUGCACAAGUAUAGGGUUGUAUGAGGGACUUGUCAAUGGUAAUUUUAAUACCCACAGGGGAUCCCACUAAGCUCAACCUCUUUGUCGAAAAAUCAGCUGUUGAACUGGAAUAGAAGUCAGGCUAUCAACCUCUCAACCAAAUAAUGAAGCUAAUUUUAAGGAACACCAACCCAAAAACCCAGUGUCAAAAUAAGUAUACACUCUUUUAAGAAAUUUUCACUUCUCUACCCUGCUGUCCAAAAGCCCACUAACCUCAGGAACAGCAGAUAUCUGCACUGCAGGUUUUAGCCGUCUGAUCUCUGGGCUUCAAAAGAGACAAAAAAUGCAACCAGAUAAAGUAUGGGUGAUUCUGAUAGUUUAGCCUGUGUUAAACUUUUUGAACCAGAGCUCACAGAAGACAACAAUACUCAUCUGAUGGAUGAUAAGAGGGGGGAAACUUUUAUGCUGACUGGAGAGUAGGAGAGAUCACAAGUUACUCGAUGGUGCAGGUGUGUAUCAGCAUGCCUGCAAACUCAGAGAAAUGUUUGCUCCCAGGAGCGGGACCUGAUUUUCAGGACCUUUCUAAAUCAGAGGACACCUGUGUGGUUCAUAUUUUACUAACUGUGUCAGCAUGAUAACAUACCACGUAUGUUGCUUUAAAUGAUCUAAAACCAGUAUUGGAAUUUGCAGUAAAUAUGUACAAGGCAAUAUGAAAGAGGACAUGUAUAUUAUAGAGCAGCCGCUGCGGUCAAGACACACCUAUAGUUCAAAAAUUAAUGUAAUAAAAUGCUGACUUUUUCUACAUUGAGUAUUUACUUGCAUUGGACUUUCUUAGAAAUAGCCAAAAUCUAAGGAACCACUGACCCCCUCUACAGGAGCUGAUACCCCAGUUUCUAUUCUAGUUUAGCGACUGGUUUCUCAACAAAGGGGUUGAGUCGACUGACAUCCCUUGUGGCUAGUUCUCAUUUCAUUCACAAGUACCCCAUUCAAUUUAUGCAUUAUGGAUAUGAAUUAUAAAGUCUAAAAGUGUCUGGUAAUAAAUCCUGGCUAUGAUUGUGAUAGAUUGCAAAAUUGUAUGUGUGCUUUGGUGUGUUCCAGUGGGCACGUGUGUUUGUGUGUGCAGAACAACAUGUGAGUUCCUCACAAUCCUUGUUAAGUGUGAGUUUCUUGCCCACUGGCUCCAUAAACACCGCUCACACUUAUUAGUCACCUCAGAUUGAAGCUGAGCGCUGUUAUCAUGGGAGCAGCACAAAAGUGACGACUGAUUUAAAAGGAUGUUUUCAUUUCCCUGAUCUGACCUGAGGUGACUGGAGUUUUCAGAGGUGUUUCUUUUAUUAUUUGAUCAGAAAUUUAUGUUAAGACUCAUUUAUUUUUCUCUUUUCUGUCUUAAACAUUAGGCAAAUCUGGGUUUAUCUCAGUGGUUAGUUUGAGGAACAUGUUAGUGUUAUUUUUUCUAAUCAGAACAGUCACUGAGAUCCUAUUUGCAAUUACUUCCAUUACAAAAUUCCCUUACAUUACGAUAGAGACAUUUACAUUUACAAUACAAUAUAAGAACUGUAUCUAUCCGCAAAGGGAAAUUCAAUCCAGGUCUCCAAGCUACACAAGACUGGUCCCACAAGCACCAAUGCAUCUCUACAAUAAUGUUGGCUUCUAAACUGUGCGAUAAGAACUAAAUAGGUGGUGCCUCUUGUUUUUGGAGGCUCGGGAUGCAGUGUCCAUGGUUUCCAAAAGGAAUGUCAAGUUUUAAUUUGUUUGCCAUGUGGAUAGUUUCCAGCUCCAGCUCAUUACCCUGCAUUUAUGGAUUCAGUAACACUUUGUGCUCACACAGAGAGGUUUAUAGAUGUGUUUAGAGCUCAUGCAGUGAUUUUCCAUGCAAAGCAAUGUCUGCUUGUAAUGCAGUGCUGCCAAAGGCUUUGAUGUUCACAACCAUCUAGUAUUGUUCAUACAAAUUCUGAAACAGGAGCCAUGUUUAAAGUAUUUCAAUCCAUCCAUCCAUCCAUUUUCUACCGCUCACUCCCAUUCCCGGGGUCGCAGGGGGGCUGGAACCUAUCCCAGCAUCUUCGGGCGAAGGCAGGGGACACCCUGGACAAGUCACCAGUUCUCAUUAGGAAUUUGGUAUCUUGUUGCAAUAAGACUGUCAGACUUCAGGAUGGAGAGGUCUCUGUUCACCUCUUUAUGAAUACAAAUGUGAGUUAGUUGCUGUUGCAGUUUGUGUUUCUGUUGAAUUAUGAUCAAGUAUUCCUUUUUCUCUUGGUUUCUCUCUCUCUCCGCAGGUUUCGGCUUUGUGACGUUCGAAAUCGAGGAUGUGGUGGAGAAAGUCUGUGAGAUCCAUUUUCAUGAGAUCAAUAAUAAAAUGGUGAGUGGCUCCUUCUCUAUCUCUGCUCUGAUCGGGAUUCAGGUUUCAUUUCUCUCCACGUAGCAGCGAAUGUGAAGCUAAAAACUGACACCACACACACACACUCGAUGUUAUACAGACUUGUAUGAUAUGAUUGAAGUGGAGAUCAGCUGUCUGUUCACUAACACUGAUCAGCAACCAUGAAAUUGUGAGUGUAUGUGUGUGUGAUCCUGAACACAUGGGUUCUUCCUCGGCUCCUGUGUCCACCUUCACACCAUUAUGGUCUGAUUAUUAGACUGAAAAAAGAGAAUAUUUUACAUUCAAAACACUUUAAAAAAAAAUCUUUGUAGAGAGAGAAUUCCAAUAAGGUUUGACACAAAUGUUCACACUAUCAUUAUAAGUGAAUACUGAAAAUGAGCACUAAAUCUGUGGCAAGAUUUGUAGUCUUGGUGAAUAGUUUGUACUAAAAGCAACUUCUGAACCCAGCAGCUAUUGUCUAACAGUACAAAUGCAGCUCAGUAUAGAAGAUAAUGAAAAAGUAAAACAUUUCCAUCAGUUAUUUAUAUUAUUUUAUAUUUUAUCAAAUUUUAGAAGAGCUCAAAACAGUUGAAUAUUGAGUAACUAAGCAGAAUGAAUACCAUCUAUCUCUGGGCAUUGUGCAGAACAUGCAAACACAAUCACAGAGAAGACUGCCUGCCUGAUUAUUGCACAGAAGACGUUUAUCUCACCCUCCACAGUGUCAUUGCAGAAAAAGGUGCUCAGGAAAAAGGGAUGACCGCACUUCGAUAGCAUUUCCAAAAAAAGUUCAGCAAAGGCCUUAGAAGGGCUCAUGGUGACGCCACUUUACUUUUCCAGUAUAGGAGUAAGCACCUGCACACAGUGCCAGAACUUAUUUUAAAUGGUUUGUCAGCCUUGAUAUUACUGUGUUUGACUGGCCAGCCUGACCUGAAUCUCACUGAGAGUCUCUGGGGGUACUUGACAAGGGAAAGAGAGGAACCCAAGAACUCGACCUAAAAGUGCAGAGAGCUGAAAGCCACUAUCAAGGAAACCUGGGCGUUGAGAAGGCGUCAGCAGUGAAACAGAAUAAUUACCUCCAUGCUUUGUGUAUGCAUGGAUAUAUUUUUCAGCGGUUACAUAUUCCUGUAUUCUAAAUCUUUAAAAAAAAAAAUUAAUUUAGCUAAUAGUCUUAUAAUCUGAGAAACUACUAGAUUAUUGAUUAUCGUGAAAUUGAAAUAAAAAAGCCUGGAAAUAUUUCAUGAGACAAGCCACAAAUGUGAAAUACAUGAAAGUUGACCUGUUUGAAUUAAAUUACAGAAAAAAAUAAGUCUUCCAGGAUAUUCUUCAGAUGCACCUGUAUAUGCACCCAGGAAUGAUGGCCAGCUUCUCUGUAUUUCAGCUGUAAUGGUAGUACAGGACUUCCCCUUCUGUGUGCUGUAUCGUAACUUUCCAAUGAGGAACUGAAGAAGUGACCAUAAAGAUCAAAAGUGUGGUGAAAUUCAUCCCUCAGAUAAACGCCUUCAUUUCUUGUGAAGUAUGGUCCCUGAGGCGUGCAUGUAGAGUCUCAGUUUUACUGUAAAUAUGAAGUUACACAGAUAAUGAUUUUCUGAAACUGAUUUUCUUAUGAUAGCCUUGUUAUUAAUGGGCCUUUAGUUUGCUGAGAUAGCAGUAUCAUUGUGCAAAUUUGUGAAAAGUAAGAAUUGAAGCUUUGACAAGUCUGUCCUCAAGAGGGAAAACCUAGUAAUGUUGCAGACAGACUGUAUGCAAGACUGAAUAUCACUUUGCUUUCUGCAGUUUUAUGUCUAUUUACUUAAGAUGAAGUUCAACUUUUAGUGGCUUCUUUUGUCACAAAGAGAUAAUUCCCCUCCUGGAUAGAUUUCUCACACACAGUUAUUUCCUGUUUGUUUUUUAAUAAACUAAACUUUGCUGUCACUGUGAUGACUGUCACUGAGUCCGCAUAUGAGACUAAACAUCAUCAUCACCACUGCAGAGGCAGCGCUCCCACAGUUGUUACUGUUUCUCUCACAUAACGCUUCAAAUGCUUUUAUUGUUGUGGGAGCUCCACAGUGCAGUGCAGGAUUUCUUUAUUGUAGCCUGUAAGAGACCUCACAAGCCUUGCUCCACUGUCACUGCUGGUCCACUUACUGUCUCUGAAUCGGGCUACAAUGGAAAUAAACUGUUUUCAGCAGUGGCAGGACGGAGGAGGACUGUGAGAGAAACACAAAGGAAGAAGACAAACAGCCAAAAAUCUGACCUCUUAUUUGCAGUAACACAAAGCUUGAGCUUGCUCAGUAAAAUACAGGCACUGUUUCUUUAAUUUGAUUCAGCUGUUUGCUGUCAGAACAGACUAAUAUAAGCCUCUAUUUCCCAAAUGCAUUGUGAGUGCUGGCCUACAGCUGAACUCAGAUGAAAGCAAAAUAAGCAGCAACUGUUUCAUUAUGCCUCUUUUUCACACUAAGCAAAAAGUAACAGGAGAGAGGAGCCACUGUAAUAACUACAGAGCAGGGUCGUGUUUGCACAGACUUCUAAUUAAACACAAUGAAGAGGAACAGCUGGGUUUCCACAUCAGGGUACAGUAUGUAAUGUGCGAACAGCAUAUUUAUAAAUGACUCAGUCGCACCAAGGGUGGACCACACAGCUGUUUUCGUCAAACCCAACCUACUGCUUAAUCUGGGCACAUGCUGUAAUUCAAAAUGGAGUUUAAAUCCAAUCAAUGCUUGGCUGACACUCUGUUCUUGAUUUGAGGUAAAUAAAAAAUGAAGCUGCAGAGUUGUAUUUUUAUCUCCUUCAUAAUUAUUGGUUUUAUGUAUGCAAAGACUCUCUGACCUUUCCCACAAUCCAUGCUGAUGCAGUCCAGGAAACAGUAUUUCUGACACAAAACAGACAAACAAGGAGAUCAACAACAACGGUGUGCUGUCAGGUACAACUCUGGUUUCAUUAGAGUAGUGCAGUGUCUUUGUAGAGAGCGAGGUAACAGCUGUUUUUGGUUAAAAGAAGUAUUUUUUAACAAAACCAAAUGGUCUGUGUAUAAUAAUCAAUUUUAUAAUGUUGUCAGACACCAAUUUUGAGCUAGACAAAAACAGGAACUUCUAGGGGGUACAUUUUUACCCAUUAAGGAUAAUGUUGCAGCCAUUAAAGCCUGUUUCUCUGCUACAGGAUGCUCAAAAGCUUUUUUAGACAUUUACACCCUCAAAUCUUUCCUUCCAUCCUGCCAAAAUAUUUUUGAAAUAAUUUAAACUCCUUAAACAGAGAGCAAGGUACUUUCAACAAGUAUAGGAACAAGCUCCGCUCCGCCCAUCCAUCUAUUAUCCACAGAGUUCAGCAUUUUAACAGGACCAGCCGGGACACAACACCUCACUAUGAUACUGGUUACUGGACUUCCUCACUGAGAGGCCACAAGCAGUACACUAAACUUGAGUAGGGGAGACCGGGUAUGGUUGUUUCCAGAGGAUUUCAAAAGUUGUCCUUCUUGGUAUUUAUGUUAAACUUAGCAUACGGAGGGUAACAUAUCAAGUGUGGCUGCGUCUGUGUUCUCAGUGUGAUAGUGUUUCCUCCCCUCCUCCACAGGUAGAAUGUAAAAAAGCUCAGCCCAAGGAGGUGAUGUUUCCUCCAGGGUUACGAAGUCGGGCCCGGGGUUUACCGUACAACAUGGAUGCCUUCAUGCUGGGCAUGGGCAUGCUCAGUGAGUAUGAGUGUGUGUGUCAGUGUGUGCAUGCACAUAAUUAUCACAUCGUAAUGCAAAUCUAGAAAAAUGGUUGCGCACUUUAAAAAAAAAAGAAAGGUGACAAAAGCAGCUCAAGAUAUUUGUCGUUUGUUUAAGCCUUGGGAUAAUUUAACAACCAUUAACAAGUGGAUUCAAACAAAACAAUAAUAGUAAGUAGUUUUUAGGUCUCAGUUGACAGAGAUAAACGUGAUAUUUUAUUGAAAAACAGAAAGAAUUGAAGAACCAGUGGAGCCAGAUCUUGUUUAAGCUCUCUCAUGUUUGUCUAAGUUACAUGGUCACUCUCAACUGGAAUAUUUCAGAUUUCUGGAUGACUAUAUAAACAGAAUUAAGAAUCAUGUGACCAGCGAUCUAUGGCGCCCCAUAUACAGGGGUUUUGCCUCAAGUGGUUGGCCUGAUUUUGCUUCCAGCACAUGGCUCCUUCCCUGCAUGUCACCCCCUGCUCUCCAAAGAAAGGCAAAAAAUAAAUUAAAAGAAUCAUGUGACAAACUGUCAAAUGCUGCAGAUUUACAGGAACAAAAUGCUUACUGUGAACAUUUUUAGAUUUUAUUUUAGUUGAGGCUCAAGUGAGUUUUAUUAAACAGCUGUGUUUUUUUCCCUGCAGGUUACCCAAACAUUGUAGCAACAUACGGCAGAGGAUACACCAGCUUCACUCAAAGCUACAGCUACCAAUUCCCAGGUGAGCUCUUUUUUCAUCAUGUGCAGUCUCAUUGGUGUCGACCAGUCAGGCAUCAACAGGUCCUAGUCUGUAAAAAAAAAAAAAAAAGGUCAACAUGGAGAGCAAAAGCAAACUUAACACAAUCCAACUGACACCAUGACACCUGAUCUGACAGUGGCAGUAAUCUGGAGACCAUUCUUUUAUCUCUACAAACACAUAUCAGUCUUAACAACACAGAAACAUCAUUUCAUUCUUGCUCUAUGAUUUCCUUAUUGAUAUCUUCCACUUACAUUGGAAUUCAACCAAAAGACAUCCAGAAAAACACAGUCAGCAUGCUAAGAUUUGUUGCGUCAAAAAUGAAAGAUGAUUGGUUUAUGAUGGCCUCCAGAGGUUUCCCCACUGUGUUAGACACUUUGAAUGAAUUUGUAAAAUCCUGAGGCUGCAGUGUCUUCCUGUCUGAGCUCACUAAGUAUGAAGUUAAAGGUUGUGAUGUUAAUAUGUAGAGAGAUGGAGUCAUUCUGCAGGAAGAGAUCGAAUUAAAAUACUCAGCCUCAGGACCAUGCUACAUUUAGGGCCACAGAGCACAGCAGGGCUCUCUGCUGGAGACUGUCACUCUCCAUUCACAUGCACACACACACACAAACACACACACAGCUGUGGUCCACUGUGGUUAGAAAGAUGUCUUGUAAACCUCUCUUGGUGGUUUCUCCUUCAAAUGCCCUCCAUCACAGACGCAUCUCUAGAGGCUGGGGGAUCAGGUGUGUCUGAAUGUGUGUGUGUCUGUGUGUUGCACUGUGUCUCCAUCCGAAUGUGUAUGUGUCUGAGAGUGUCACUCUAAUCACAACCUUAACGUUAGCUGUACAGCGUGUAGGUGUUGUUUUCCCUCUUGCUAAGAUAAGAGGCAGCAGUGAGUGUUCUCGUCUCCUGUCAUUACUCGGAUGUAUCAUGUCAUCAUCCUCACACGUCCAAUCAAAAACCGUCUUGGAAAACCCUGUUGGAGAAGAGCUGAUUGCUCCAGGUUAACUUUCUCCCUCUGCUCUUAAUCUUGGAGCUCCUCCCCAGAGAUUAUUUUGUCUGUGAUUCUCCGAUAGCAGCAGGACGACCUUGGUGUUGGACAUGAGAGGUGAAAGUCUUUUUAUUCUCUCCUCUUGCUGUGGAGGGAUUUAGAAAGAGUUGGCUCACUGUGGAGGUUUAGAAAUUGAGCGUUGAGAAAGUGAGGAGCUCAUCCCCUUCUGAAGCACUACCCAUAAUCCUCCCAGGGACACAACUCACAGGGGGUCAGACAAAGUGGUUUAUGUCCGUGUGUCAGUGCUUGACCGCUGUAGUGUUGCAGCAGCAUCCCUGUACUCAGAACAACUAAAAGACCUCCACUUUCACAGCCUUUUUAAAAAAUUUCUGUUAUUUUUUUUUAUCAAUGCAAGAUAUCUGGCUGCCCACUAAUUCACAUUGCAAUCAUCAUCACAACAUAAACAUGUAUGACCCCACUUCCACUGGAGUUAAGACACUGUGCAAAGCUUAAAAUAGAAUUCAAUUAUUUUAAAAGCAUUUCAAGUCUGUAUUUGUUUGAAAAAAGUGCAGAGACAGCGACAUAUUAAAUAGUGGUUGGGACAGGGACAUAUCUACCAUUGUGAUGCAUCACCUCUUCUGUUAGCACUUUGUUGACAUUUGGUUACCAAGGAAACAAGUUUCUGAAGUUUAGAAAGUUAAAAUAUUACCUGAAAUUUUCUUGCUCUACAGUUUGUGGUCUCUUUCUCUCACUAAGUGUUUUCAAUAAGGGACAAGUUGUGAAUCAGUUAAGCACCUGGACUCUUCUAUCACAGAGCCAUUAAGUGGUAACAUCCACAAAGUACAGUUCUGUUUCUCCUUGCUGUAAUAUACAAGGUCCUCUCUCAAAAGGCAUUGUCUGGAUGGCAACAUAUUUUGCUGCAAAUCCUGUAUAUGUUGUGUUAGCAUUAACGGUGCCUUCCCAGUUGUGUACUGUAGCUACCCAUGCUCUUAAGUAACCCCAUAUGAUAAAGAACCCACUGAGCAUUUUUUGGUCUAAAAGAGGUCUAAUAGACGUCUAAAUGUAGCCUAGACGACUGGUCUAAAAUUAGGCUACCAUAAGUCUAAAAAUGAAAGUUUGUAGAUGUCUAAAUGUAGACCAAGUUUAAAUCUGGGCUAUAUCUAUACUGCACUGCAUAUUGCUCAAUGGCUAUCAUAAUUAUUUUGGUUAAGUACUUGGAGAUCAGUUAUGCAACUCACAGUGGAUUUAAUAAUGGGUUUAAGUGCAACGUCUAAAUUCCGUCGAAAAAUAUACAGAAUCUAGAUGGUUGAAAUUAGGUCUACAAAGAAAUCUAGACGUCUAGCUGUCUAUUGCUCAGUGGGAAUGCUGGCUUUUGAAAUGAAGCUGAAAACAAGCACUUUGAUGCAGACGAACAUUUUUUUGGAGUUUGUGAUCUACAGUCAGAUUUAAGGAAGAAUCAUAAACAUGCAGAGUGAUCUGAUAUGAUGCGAAUUGAAAGUGGAAUCUCAAGUUGUUUUUCUUAAUUUAAUGUAAUUGGAAAAAUGACCAUAUAUCUUUCAAAAUAACAUAUCCCAGUGUUGAUUGAUUGUCUUGUUGAUUCUGUCUUCACUGCAGUCUGUGUCCACAGCAUCCACAGCUGUGUGUCCUCUGCCCUUUCAAAGCUCCCAUAAUGCACUCACCUGCAUAGCGGCAGCCACAGGUAGCAGGCUCUCAGCCCUUCACAGCAAGCAAGAGAGACCGUGUUUUUACGCACACACAGCGAGGGAACACUGUGUCUGUUCAGAGCAGAGGGCUGGAGGGACCAAACCUCUCCUCUCUGUGCUGUAAUGUCCUCAAAAAUAGCACUGUGAAAUGCUCCAUUAGCUCCCACUGCAGCCAUUAAAACCAUGUGUGUGUAUGUGUGUGUCCUAUGAGAGUGAGUGCGUGUCCAUACAUCUAGUAAUUUGGGAGCUCAGGCUGUGCAGAGUUUGUGGUUUUUGUCUGAAAUAUCACAGAGGCAUUUUUGGGAAAAGUGAGAUAACUCCGGCACACACAGCUAUUACAUGUGAAACUAAAACAAGUAUUUAUCCACAGAUGUUGCCUGCUGCUGUUGAAUAAGGCUCUUGUUGUUUUAAAAAAGAAAGUGAGCAGGGAGUUUUACUUGAAGUUAAAAUGGUAAAUAUUAGUUUUCACAUAUGUUUUAUCUGUAUUUCUUUUUUUUCUAACCAGGCUUCCCAGCAGCAGCGUAUGGCCAGGUGGCAGCAGUGGCAGCAGCUCGAAGCACAGGUAGGGGGAUCCAUGGAAGAGGCGGCGGCUACACGGCAUAUGGACAGAGCACAGGGGCAGGUAAAUGCUCUGCCUGUAGUCUGUGUGGCCCCACGCUCUCCUCAUGCUGUUUCUCACCUGUCUGGACAAAUAUUAACACCUUGAGACAGGAAAGGGUUUGUUAGAUUUAAAAAACAAAAAUUUCCAACUUUUUCAUAAUGAUUUAACAGCACAGCAAGACCAGGGGGAGAGUAAAGAGAAUAAACCCUCAGAGAAUCAGUGAUGAAACCCGCUCCUCUUCCUCCCAUCUUCCAGGGUUUCCCGAUUACAGUUUGUAUUCUGCUGACGUGCGAGGAGGACCCUCUUACUCCCUGGCAGACUAUGCGUCAAUGGGGCCCCAAGCGACCCCUCAGAUCCUCUCCAGUGAACACCCCAGCUCUGCCUGCACCUCCCCCAACUCCCUCCAGCACCACCUGCACAGUCCUGAUCCCUUUAAGAGCACAGGUGUGGAUCUUUCAGUCUUUUGCAUCUAGAGAAGACACACUUUUCUGUGUGUGGUGUUAUUCCUUUGAGAGCUGGUGUGCUCCCUUUUUCUUUUGUUCUCAUUGCCCGAGGAUUUAUAUUUACUAUAAACUUUGUGAGGGUCUUGUUUUUGAACUGGUUAUUUUCCUCCUAAUGCCUUGCCCCUAUGAUAACUGGCAUGAAUUAUGACUUAAUAAUCUGUUUUUAUGAACAUUGUUUUGCUUAUUUGCUACCCAAGACAGCAAAGUAAGGAAAAGUUCUUUAUGUCAGCAUUUUCACAGUAAUAAGAUCUCUUUUUCUGUAAGCAACCCCUCCGUGUUACAACACAGUAUAUCAUUACAUAAACAACAUUUUUAGAUUUUCAUUGUGAAUUGGUGUUGUCCUUCAUCAUCUCUACAACACUCUGAAAAUAAGGUGAAUAACAUGAAUGGAUGUUUGAUUUUGGAUUUAUGUUAUCAUUACAAAAUCUUGAAAAUAAGCUAGAACUAAACUAAUGCACAUCUUUCCCAUGCUGGAUCUAUGUAGCAGACUACAGCACAGAUAGCAAAUAAAAAAAACAAACACAGGUGAACACAAGGAUGCUAGUGCAAUUGAACGAAAAUUGUUUAUUUUGGAUUAGUAAAUAGUGAUGGUAACCAGGAUGAAAAGUCACUACUUUAAAGUGUCUGUUAAUAUAACCAAUCCAAAUAAAACCAAAUAUAGCCAAAUAACUAGUUAUUUCUAAAGUCCCUGUGAUUGCAUUUUCCUCUGCUCUUUGGUCACUUCGACUCUGAAUGGGUUCAUAAUUUACAGAAUGUACAUUCAACUUUGUUUAAGAAGCCUUUAAACCAGAGACUGAGACUUUCAACUCAUCAAGAAAAUGUUUACUGAAGGAAUAAAUCAGCUUAUAAAAUAUUGGACUGCCUUUUACAGCUAGUCAAAGUGACCCCUACUGGAAAUAAGAGAGAAUGCAGGUUUUAAACAUGUCCAGAUGAGCUUUAGUUUUCAUUUUCAGACUGCUCCAUUUAUGCUUUUACUGCACAUUAUCUAUUUUUAUCACUUCCUCCGAAAUACAUAUAUAUAGCAGCUCUGAAGCAAAAAAAUGGGUGUUGGCCUGCAGUCCCUCCAUUUUCAUUAUCCAAGUGAAGUGAAUCCAUAGAGAUGUAUUUCACCCCUUCAGUCUUAUAGUGCAUUCUACCCAGGACACCCUAUGUAAUUUCCUGCCUGUCAGGCACAGAACUGGGUCCAAUAUCCCACACACUUUAUAGAAGAUAAUCACCAUCAUAUAUUUAAAGAGACUGUGAGGAGCAAGGGGAGUCCUGGAAAGGGAGUGGGUUGAGAUGUACUGGUUCUCUUAGUGACAGGUGUUGAUUAGAUGAGGGCUGCUGUGCCUGAUCCCUCAGAGUAAACUCUGCCACACACUCACAGAUUUUCUGACAGUCAAUUCUGAAUAUUCGGAGCAAAAAGAUGAAGGUUCACUCCUGGGAAUAUCUCAUAUUGCGUAAAGCUGUAUUCACUUGCCUUUUACUCUCAACGGAUUAAUACUAAGUAAACAGGUUAGCGAAUUCAAACAGAUAUAAAUAUCCACCUUUAAUAAUUUCAGCCCAUCUUCAUUUUACACAUUUGUUUUUCACAUUUCUGUCCACGAUUCCCCUAUGAGUGCACACACUGUGUUCAGGUUUGGAUUCAUGCCUGAAGAAAGUGGAUUUUCCAUGUGACGUGAUGAUGACCAUGGCGUGUACAGAGGCUGUAGUCCUUGAAGAGCAUUAGAGUGAAACUGAGACCCAGUAUUGACAGAAAAACAACCUUUUACACUGAGAAAAGACAGCCUCCCUUACCUUUCAAAUCAAGGAUUAGGGCCGCAGUAAGGCUGUAAAAGUCAGGAUUCUGAGAAUAAAGCUUUAAUUUUACAAGACUUAAAGGGAUAUUCCGAUGUAAAAUUAAUUUAGGGUCAAACACACUGUAACACCUAGUUAGACACCCCCUCGAGAUAUGAAUGUUGUUGCUUCUGUAGUUAUACCAACUUUAGUAACAACCGCGUGAUAGCAAUACACAGCGGUCUGAGGAGCCAUAAACAAACCUCGACCAAAAAGCCACUCUAUAGCCACAAAUAAUUCUCAGAACCGCACCUAACUUCAUCAACAGUGCAUAAAGGGUCCAGGCCAUAGCACUAGCCACCAAACAUCUUUUGAGCUUUGCCUGAUUUCUUUAGCAAAGAGACUAAACACAACUCACCUACUCUCUUCCAGCACCUGCAUGUUUGUAGUGAGACCUCAGGCCAGUCCAUUACAGACCACAGCGGGGUGACACAGCUCAAGGAAGAACAUUUAUGAUCAUUUCUUUAUCAUUUCCUUGAAGUAUUAAUCACCAUAUUAAUCAUUUUGCACUGCAGACGCGGUAGUUCUUCUGCCUUAGCGUCUCGGUCUGAUUGCAUUUCCAUGUGUUCGACCCUAAAUUAAUUUUACGUCGGAAUAUACCUUUACUGUUGAUGUCUGUUGUGUUUCCCUGGCUGAAAUGCCCUUUUGUCUUCUCUUCUCAGGAACCAACCCAGCCCGGCCUGGUGUAUUUCCUGGUCCCAGCAGUCCUGGUCCUGUAGCAGACCUAUACGGUAAUAGCAGUCAGGACCCUGCUGUUGGAAACUUCAUCAGCACCUCAAGCCCUCAGCCCGGCUCAGGCUUCAACCACAGCAUCCCUGUAAGUAAAUUUAGCCAUAAUAUCUUCACGUCCAUGCAGACUGUGUAGUUUUUCUUCCCAGAGGUGUCUGUACUGACACAGAGAUUAAUUUGACAUUUCAGAGUCCUCUGAUCGCAACAGCUUUUACAAAUGGAUAUCACUGAGAGCGGAGAGCUGACAGGCUGCUGUCUCAUUGCAGGUAUUUAAUGAAAUUCCUUUCUCACAAUCUGGUCUGGACACACAUGUUCAUUUUUCCAUUUAAAUCGUGUCCCAGUUCAUAUUGACGGCUUCAUAUUUAAUGUUUAAACCCCCCCUUCAAUCUGAUGUCUCAGCUGUUCACAAGGUUUGUACAGCCGGCAGCAAAAACAGGUGUAGGUUCACAAUAAGUAAAAGUUCUUUGAAAAGUUGGAUUUAAAAAAAAGUUGUUGAAUAUAGGUGUGCUCAGAAAAGCCUGGACAAUAUUUGUGCUGCAUUACAAAUCCAAGUUUAAGACCUGAAUUAUUAUGGUCAGCUCAGCACAUGUCAACUGAUCAUUGAUUAUCAGUGAUCGGUUGAUUGUCAUUUCCUCAUGUUGUCAUGGUAACAUUACUGACACAUCUGUGAUGCCGACAAAAGAGAGGAGAAACUCAUGAAACGUCCUCGCCGUCAUGUGGCACCAGUGUUCCACCAUCUGACUUGUAUUGCAGGAUUCGGUGCAACAAUGCAGCCGUACUGAUUUUAUCAAAUGUUGAUUAGUUAACCUGAGGAAGAUGAAGGAUCUAAAUCCUGCUCUGACAUAGCAAGAUGGAUCACAAACAACACGGGCAAAAACAUACAGUCUUCAUAGGUUUGAGCUCAUCUGUAGAUCUGCAUGUUUGGAUUCAAUCCUUGACUGAACUUGGAUGAUGGGAGCUGUUUUUGUUUCAGCAGCAGGGGGACUUUCAACCUGUUUGACUUUCAACAGGUUUUAACAUUAAUAUUAAUAAAUGAGCUGAACUUUCAGUCCUUUUUUUUUCAGUCAGAUUGACCUCCAGAUAAAAGCAUGUUGUCUCUAACUUUGUUUUUUUGAACAGGUGAAGCCGUCCAGCACUGAUCUCCACAGCGCCCUCACAGUGGUUGGAGGGGAGGGGGUCCCAGAUGAAUAGCAGGUUGAAAACAAAGUGAUACAUGAUCUGAGAGAGAACGACAGCAGGGAAGCAAAGUCCGACCUGCAGCACAGGAGAUCAGCGUGCAGUCUGCAGAUCUGCUGCUUUGUUUUUUAUUCAAGAUGACUUUUUGUUUUCCUACCAUGUCUUCAUUGUGUGUGAGGUGCCCCCAGCAGUGAAAUAUUAUUCUCAGACAUUCUGUUUUGAUUCUUUUACCUGUUCACGUGUUUUAAAUCUCACUUGUGUUUCAAAUCUGUGCUCACAAAAACUUCCGGUUUUUGGCAAUAAGAGGACAAUAUUUGCCUGUCCUGUCUUCCUUUUGGGUCACUGACUGAUUUACGUGCAAAACUGUAACUUGUAGUCAAAAUCAUCGCACAUAAAGCAUCAAAGUAAGACAGAUGUGGCGGAUUUUAUCAGUUUCAUUGAGAAAUUAUUAUGUCACCAAACUUUGUGUGUGCCUGUGUGUGUCUUUGUGUCCGUUGACUAAAACUGGCCAAAAUAUUGUCAGUUUGCACACAGAGACACUUUGGAUGCUGGUUUACCUCAGUUGGUCAAAGAUGUUACAUUAGUGAUUAUAAACAGUUGAAUUCUUGAUUUCUGUCAGAUACAGUAUUAAACUUUUUGAACUCAUUGCAUAGUUUAAUGUGGGACAAGAGGAAAGAAGACGAGACAUCUGCUGUCCCAUUCCUGAUCCAUGCAAUAGACGCAAUCUGCUCUGUACACAUUCAAUGAUAUUUAUAUUUUUGUUUAAUUUUAUAUGUGUGUCUGCGUGCCUUUUUUAUUUUUCUGGAUGAUUUGAAUAUUGUAGUUUUGCAGACAGAGUCUGAAUCAGACCAGUCUGAUUCCGUCUUGGUUUUUUGCAAUAAGAGGACUACAGUGUUGUCGCUGUCCUGUUUUAUAGAUGUUUUUUUUUAAGAGUAUAGAAUAAGUUGUCUUCUUAAUUUGAUGCCUUUUUAAGCGUGUAAAUGUACCUUAGGUUGGGUUCUGUGCCUACAGAGGUUCAAAGUGAGAUACAUGUGUCUUAGAAAGAAAAUGAUCUUCUCCAAUGUUGUCCCACUUAUGCAUCACCCCAUGACCAAUCUCUCAUGGUUGAUUCCUUUGAAAAUGUGUCCGGUUUAUAUAUUUAUUUGGUUUUAGUUCUUUCUUGAGAAAAGCGUGAACAUGCUACUACACUUUUGUUUGUGUUUGUGAGUGUGUCUGCCUGCCUUUUUUGUCAUUUUGCACGGAGACACUGAUGAUGUGGAGACAGUUGUAGUUCAUGUACAGCUUUAGUUUUAUUUACAGAGGCACCUGGUUUUGGCAAUAAAGGGAUGACGGUAUUUUGGAUAUCCAGUUUUUAAGUGUUUUGUUAUCUAAUCAAAAGAAAGUUGUCCUGUCUAUUCUGUCAUUUUUAUCUGUUACAACUAGGGAUGCACAGUAUUGGAUUUUUGCAGAUUUCCAAUACGCUGAUAUUUUCAUUCUCAUUUUUGCAGAUUUCAGUACUGUAAGUGAUAUAAACAUAACGUUUUUAUUUUUAUUUUUAUUUUUUUCCAUUGAAAUGAACACCAACACUCUACUGUAUUAGAAUUUACCUACUUGUUUUAUUGUGACUAUUUAUUUGUUUUAGAAAUGGAUAUAAAACAAGACAAACAACAUUUGGUUCAACUUAAUUUUAUUUCUUUUUCAAAUAUAGAUUUUGUCCAUUUACCACAGCAGGCACAUGACAAAAUUGUCCUUUACAGUCACGAAUAGAAUGUAUAUACAUAUAAACUGUAUAUGCAUGCACUUAUUCAAUGCGUCAGAAAUUUUUAUAUCUGCUGUUACUGAUAAUGAACUUUUUAAGCUGUUUUCUGCUGAUAUCAAUACCACGCUGAUAAAAUCGUGCAUCCCUAGUUCCGUCAUUCUACAUGUAGCUUUAUGGAGGGACAUACAUCUUUCUGUGAGAGCUGGUUUGGAGUAAUUAUGACCUACCAAUUUUUGGCAAUAAGAGGACAUCUUGUUUGCACAGUCCUGUUUUUAUAUAGAAAUGUUUUACAUGAUGGGAGGUACAAAAUUGUUUCAGUUUCAGAUUUAAUUGAACUGUAACUCAUGUUACAUUUGUAGCUUCAGGGUAGGACGGAUGUGUUCCUGAUGGUUAAACCCCAAUAUCCACUGUCCCAUGAUUGAUCCAUUCAGCAAGGCUGUGUCUGAUUUGAAACCAGCAUAUUUGUCUACCUGAUGAGCUGGAGUGAGCUCAGUUAGAAACAGACAGCACAGGCUGAGUCUGUGAAACACACUCCUGGAGCUCUGUAGCAUUAAAGAAGUAAAUCCAAAGCACAUCUGACAGUUUAGGGAGGAUGAAUCAGCUGUAACCUUGUUUUUCAUGUUUGUUUGACUGUUAUUGUCCUUACAUGUCCAGUGUCCAACAAAAGGCAAUAUUUGAAGACUGACUUACUUUUUACAAUAUGUGUCUCAGCACACGAGUGUUUCUGAUACCUCAGUUCUGUUUUUCUAAUGACAACUAAAGGACUUGUUUAACUCGAACAGACUCACAGAGGGAAGCUCAGAAGAAGUGAGGCUGGGGGCAGAUUUCAUGUGCACUUUAAUUUGAAGGAUUUUACUUAUAUCUAUGUAUUUCAAAAUUGUGGGGACUAGAGGUGUAACAAUACUCUCAGUUAAUAUGAUUCACAAUGAAGGGUCUUUGGACAUAAUUUUUCCAUGUAGAGGUUGUUUAGUAAAACUUAUGAUGCUGUUAUUUAACCUUUUAUACUUCCUUAUAUCAAGGUAACUGAUUCUUGUUGUCAUGACAAAUGUGCUUUUACUUUGAAAGGAUGAAAUGGCACUUAUUUUUGACCGGCAAUUUGUGCUUCUUUUAUGAAGAUACAUGUGAACUUUUACUUCCCGCAAAACUUUAAGUGCCCAUUGUGUUACAAUGAGACUACAUCCAUGUAUUAUACAGUUUAUGGUCCUUAUGCCUCUACAGAAAGAUGAGGUGUGAUAACAUCCAACAAGCAAAAUCAAAGGUAGAUAACGCCCCCUGUUGUCUAAAAGGGGUACCAUGUAUUCAUUUUUUAUCUCGCUUGUUUGAAUGUGAACAGAUUUUGAACAGUCUCAGGAGGUAUUGUUACAUCUCCAGUCAGGAUGUUGAUUCAUUGAUUCUGAAUUUAAGGUUGUUGUUGUCUUCUCUUACUGCACACUUCUGGUCUGCUUUUUACGUAUGACAUAAAUGAAGAAAGAAAAAAAAAAGGAAUGUUAUCUUUACUUUGAUGUAAAUAAGAAUUUGCUGAAUAUUGAAUCCUUCUUUUGUUUGCAAUGGUUAAAUAAAUUAACACACUGUUUUCCUCCUCCCUGCGUUCAUACAGAUAAUUUAAUGCUUACCUUUACAAACCGUGGGAGGCUGAAUGCUGGACUGUUUCUAUCACCAAACUAAAAGUAAUAAAACACAUUGAAAGAGAAAUGAAUUUUCCUUAUGUGAUUUUCUCUUUAAAAAGGAUUUGUAUGGAUAUUUUUGUGGAUGUCAAUGAUUGUAUGAAUAAUAUCUAUAUAUCUAACAAUAAUAAUCUUCUGUAUUGUAACAUCAUGGUAUUUAUUCUCUGCUCAUCUUCUACAGUACUCUUCUGUUGAUUGUUUAUGUAAUGUUCUGUAUAUAAGCAAAUCUGAUGACUUUAUAUGAAGUGUUGUCUUUGGUACAAUGUACCGCUCUAUACACACGUUUGUAAAAUCUACCUUUGUCUCUUUCUCUCUCUCUGGGUAAUAGUUGUAGGUGGUUUAUUGUCAAAGUAGAUAUUCUUUUCCCCCUCAAACUCAGUUGAGGAUUUAGAGGUAGUACAGUUAGAGUUUUUCACAUCUCUGUCAGGAGAGUAAAAGGUUUUACUCUUGUCUUGUUUCUGUUUCUGUGCUAGUCUCUUGCAGUUGUAAAUGCUAAGUGAAAAUAUUCAAUAGAAGAUUUCUGAUUUUUUUUUUAUUAUAUUAAUGAAUUCCCACCACUUUAUGUUGAAUGAAUGCAAAAGAGGGUUUGCCAUUUUACUACCUAAAAUGUAAUUAUCGGAUGAAUUUUGACAUUUUGAUUUGUAAAUAACAGGUUAUGAAUAUACUUCUCUGCAAAACACAUAUGACUGUAGUAGACUGAAAUAUCUCAUAACACUAAAUAUGUCUGAAGUGUGGAAAAGGAUAUUAACACUAUUUCUUUAAAAAGUCAAUCAAUCAAUUGAUGAUUGAUUGAUUGAUUGUUUAUAGAGUCUUUAAUUUUUACUUGUAAAAUCUUGGAUUUGUGUUUGUUCUUUGAUGAUAUGGCAUUUAUUAGGUGUAGUGAGAUAUUUUGACCAGAUAUUAGAUAAAUAAACAUGCUCAGAUAUCCGUUUUUAGAGUGGGGUGAAAAAAUCCCUUCGUCAGUCUCCAGAUUUUAUCAUUUACUCUGAAAAUUGCCCAAAGUCCAGCUUAUGGUGCUUUAAGUCUUGCCUUUUUGUAGAUUUUGUUGUUUGUUAGUAUUUUUCCGUCUCUGAGACCACAGUAAUAGCUCGUAUUUCACUGACAGAUCUCCAGUCCAAAUUUCAUUUUCCAGCUUCUUAAUUAGAGUGCAACUCAUUUCUUCCUGACCUGUAUACUUCCAUAGAAAUUAAUAGUAAUUGAUUACAGUGGCUCAGCGUAGUUCACAGAUUGGGUGAUUGAUCAACAGAUUGAUUGAUGGUCAUCCUUAUUUCAAACAUUACUAAAUUAAAGGUUGAUCAAUAACCAA